GACAGCUGCCGCCGACAUUCCCAAAGCCAUCGCGACCGAUCGCGCGGUACCGAAAUCUUCACUUUGGCAGGCGUGAAUAAAAAAAAACAUCCCUAUUAGGGACGCGCCGCGGAAAAGUGAAUUCGAAGUUUUUUUUUUCAAACGUGGAACAGUGACAAGUGAUUUGUGGAUUUUCGAACCUCCGCGCUACCGCGAUGCAGAUUAAGGCGUGACACACCGGGUUGACAGGAAUCAAUCCGCAAUAUGUCGCAGCCUCCGGGACGCGGUCGCGCCAGACCGCCGGGUCCCCCCUCCCCUCUCAACUAUCGUCCACCAUCACCAUGGGCACCGAGCCCACCUCCCCUAAUAUCUGGACCCAGACAUUCAACAGCUUUAGUGUCCCCUCCUCCAGUUCAGCCAUCCCCUAAGCCGUUCCGUCCUUUACACUCUCCACAUUUAAGACAUCAUUCUCAAUCACCAAGCUCUCAUUUCUCUAUAUCCCCAUACCCGAUGUCUCCAACCUUGGGGUUAAGUCCUGAGUACUAUUAUUCUUCCCCUUAUGAACCCGUCAGAGAGUAUGAUUAUGCUGGAGUGCCUUUAGAACCCCCUCCACCACCUAGACCGAUGAUUUAUGAAGAAGAUGAGGAAAGAGGUCCGUCGACAGCUGAGAUCAUUGCUAGUCAGUCUCAAGAAGGUUAUGUGGAUGAGAAACUUGCAGAGUACCAAGCGACAAUUCAGCUUCUACAAGAUGAACAGGAAAGAGUACAAAAGAAGACAUUCGUUAAUUGGAUCAAUUCACAUUUAUCAAAGCGCAUACCUCCCAUGCGAAUCGAUGACCUCAUCUACGACCUCCGAGAUGGCACGAGGCUCCUGGCUCUACUUGAAGUAUUGUCCGGAGAGAAAUUGCCAAUGGAACGUGGCCGCGUCCUCCGUCGCCCACACUUCCUGUCCAACGCCAACACAGCUCUCCGCUUCCUGGCCGGUAAACGCAUCAAGCUGGUGAACAUCAACGCCGCUGACCUGGUGGACGGCCGGCCGGCCGUCGUGCUGGGUCUCAUAUGGACCAUCAUCCUCUACUUCCAGAUUGAAGAGAACAGCCGCGCAUUAGAGUACUUGGGCGGGUCGCGAUGCGCCUCUGUGAUGUCACAGGAGUCAGGCGCGGCCACCCCCACACACAGGGCUGAAGACAGAUGGAAGCAGGGAGCCAAGAAGACCUUGUUGCAAUGGGUGGCAAAUGCCUUACCGAAGGACUCAAACAUCCAAGUAACAGACUUCGGUCCAUCAUGGCGCGACGGUAUCGCUUUCCUCGCUAUCAUCGAUGCCAUCAAAGCUAACCUUAUCAACUUGGCCGAGAUGAAGAGGAAGACCAAUAGACAGCGUCUCGAACACGCCUUCGACGUGGCAGAAAGCGAGCUUGGCAUCGCCCGGCUCUUGGAUGCUGAGGAUGUGGAUGUGGACAAGCCAGAUGAGAGGUCCAUCAUGACCUACGUAGCACAGUUCUUGCAUAAAUACCCUGAACCUAAGACAACAGGCCCAGAUGCCGUCGCAGCGGUGCAAGAGGAAUACGAAUCACUUCGCAUGUGGUUAACGGAGCGUGUCACUAUCAUCCAGCGGCAGUACGACACAAGGACUCUCUCGAGAAACUACGAAGAUUAUGUGCGCGCCGAAAACGAUCGCCUCGCCAGAGAACCCAUCUACCAGAAACUUGAAAAACUCAUGUACACACAAAGUCUAGUCGCCAUCGCACCCAAAUCCUGGCGGGAACUCGUCGCUCUGUGGAUCGACCUAGAGAGAUUGCACAGGCGAUGGCUUUGGCUCCUAGAUUCCGAUCUACCAGGAGAUUUCUGUAAUGUAGGUGAGUGGCUGGCGCGAGCCGAAUAUUUAUUGUACUUCGACGAAAUACCCACGGCCCUGGACGACAAAACCGCGGCUAUCAUCAGCGAGAAAUUGGAAGAGCACAGCCAAUUUUUCGCCGAUUUACCAGAAGUGAUCGAGAGAUUCGAAUCGGCCUUGAGAUCUCCCGACGCUUCUAGGAUACCCCCAGAGAGACUACAAGAUAUGAAAGAUCGUUUACAGACAGUUGAACGCAGAGCCCCACAGAGGAAAGCCCGGUUAAAGUACCUCGAGCACAAGUGCUGUAUCGUGGCUUUCACUGAAUUGACGAAGGCCAAGCUCACCGUUUGGACGGGAAAGUACGGCCGCGUCGACCACGCUCGUGCCUUAUUAGAUGAUUAUGAUAAUUUUGUUACGAAGAAUAAGAUUUUCCAGGAAUUCGAUAAAGCGUAUAUUGAUAUUAAACAAGUAGCAGAGGAAUAUAAGAGAGUGUGUGAAGUAGAUAGAACUGAAGCGAGAGAAAUUGAUGCCUUCUUAAGGGACGUUGGGGAGAAUUGGAGGAGAGUCGCCUCCGAUGUCAGAUGUGCUCGGAGCGUUUUGGAGGAAGUCAUUGCUCAUUGGGAAAGAUGGACGACAUUGGUAGACCAAUUCACUAGUUGGUUGGACAAAGCCCAGCAUAUGUUAAGGGUUUCGGAAGACGAGAGGUUAGAGUUUUUCCAGGAUCUGACUGUUUGGAAAGAGAAACACCAGUUGCUAGGUGAUGCUGCUGGAUUCUUGGCAGCUACAUGUUCCGAAGAAAUUACUUCUGAGAUAAAGAGAAAAUAUGUGGAGAUCACCGAACGCUGGGAACGUGUUUGGGAAGAAGCAGAAUGUUACGUACGCGGUGGAGACGCACUACGUCACCGCAGGGAGUUGGCUCAAGGCAUCCAGAACCUUGACUCCUGGUUGAUCAGCGCUGAAAACUUGCUGUCCAGGCAACCAAGAGCCAACACAACGGACAUACAGACAUACAUCGAUCAGUUACUGCAGCUUAACUCUGAGAUUGAACAACAUGAGGAGCUAUUCAAAUCUAUCAGCAGGACUUUCCAAAACGCGAUCGCAGAGCUACCACGCGAUGACGUUGAAAAUAACAUGAAGAAACUAAAAGAGCAGAAGGAAGCCCUUGUAAGAGUGAGGGCAACCGUGCCGGUCAAACUGCACCAGUACAGACAAUUACUGGUGCAGCAUGAGUCACUAGAGAGUGGUCAGAAGGAGAUCGGCCAGUGGUUGGAUAAGGCUGAGGAAUCUUUGAGGACCACCACUGAAACUAGACGCGAGAUAAUAGAGGAGCGCUACGAGAUCCAUCGCAGCUUCUUCUCGAGAACUACGUACUACCGCUCAAUGCUGGAGAGCAAGAACAAGGUGUUCCAGAACAUCGUGAACUCGGCUGAUACGGACAAGAGCGCUGACGUCACGGAACAAGUGCGUCUGAUGAGGGAUCUCAAUGAACGGUUCGCCCAUGUUUCAUCAGAGGCGACUCGCAAAGAAGCUGAACUUCAGCGUCUCGUCCGAGCCUGGAACGAGUUCGAGACCAAGAAGCGGGCGGUGGAGGAGUGGGCCUCGAGAGCUGAGGCCUUGCUGGCUGACAACAGGGUGGACUCCAAGCAGGCCGUGGACUUCCACAAAAGGUUCUUCCAAGGAGCCGAUGAGAGGGCCGUAUCGGAACUCGUUCGUUCUGGAAGAGAACUUAUUGAGCUGGUUAACGAAGAGGACCGACCUCGAGUGGUACAGACGGUUGAGGAGCUGCAGCGAAGAUGGAAGGAACUCCUCGACCGCGCGCCGCCGCACCUCAUGCGCUUGGAGUUCAGACUGGACGAGGCCGUCUUCCACCACUGCAUCAAGGAUAUUGAGAAGGAGAUCGUUUAUGAAGAACAGGCGUACAACCAAAGCGACGAUGCCGACGGGAUAUUAAUCCGAAACGAAGAGUACUUCCGAAAUCAAGGAAAGGUCAUGCAUGUGGAACAAUGCCUCCAAAAUUUGAAGAAAAUAUCAGAAAGCUACACACAUCAAACAGGAGACAAGGCCCUAGAAGAUGCUUUGAGACGAUGCGAACAAGAGUGGGAAUCGACUGUUCAUAGGGUAGAACAUUUUAGGCAGCAAUUGCAAAGGAUACCUGCUAAAUGGGAUGCCUAUAGAGAAAAAUUCAGAGAGAUGGAGAAGUGGAUGGAUCAUGUGGACAAGACAAUGGAUAGUAUAGUGAGAGAAGUCGAUUCGGCAGAAGCUUUUGAGAAAGAAAAGACUAUCUUCCAGAAUAUUUGCCGCGAGGCUGACCGGAAACGAGAAGACAUGAAAUGGCUAGUUCAGACAUUAGACAUGCUUUCUAAUCAUUGUUCCGAUACAGAAGCACAAGAAGAACAACUUAGAUUAGAAAAUCUAAUUGCCAGAUACAAAAACCUUAUUCCAACUAUUGAAAUUACUAUGAUAAAGACGGAAACCUACACGAGAUGUUACACAUAUCGCCGAGAAGUACACGAAGUAAUUUGUAUACUUGAGAGUGCCAAGGAACAGGCGAAGGUGGAACCAGAUCUACAAUCACUGCAACACGUCGAACAACUUGUGCUAGAACAACAAGCUGCCGUACAAAAAUUGGAUAGACAGAGACCAUCGGUAAUGUCAAUGCUACACAGAGGUAAGGAACUUAUAAAAGACGCCAACGCUCCCGCUUUUGUAAGAGAAGACGUCAGAAACCUUGAAACUGGUUGGAACACCGCCUAUGAAACUAAUACAGAACGACUUGAUAAACUUGUUGAUACCCAAAAAGUAUGGUCGAACUAUGAAUAUCAAAAAGAAGAUUUGCUUUCUGAUAUCAACAGUAUAGAAAGCUAUGUUGCACAUCCAGGCUUAGAACUUGGAGUUACUAAUAUAACUCGAGAACUUCAAGAAACGAAAGCUGUUAGCACGGACUUGGAACGUGCAAAGGCUGAAAAACUACCUCAGUUGCAGAAAACAUAUGCAGAAUUGCAAGCGUUAACUUCAAGUAAACCCAAACCAGUCAUUGAAAAAGAUUUAGAAACUAUAGAGCGUAAAUUAAUAAGGGUACAAGAUGAUGUCCAAACUAAGGUGGAGCAUUUAGAAAAGUUCAACGAAGAAUGGGUUAAAAUCGAGCGUAAAUUAGAGCAUGUUCGAGAUUGGAUAAAGAAAGAAAGCCCUGUAUUAAUAUCUCAGAUUCGGUCAGAAAAUAUUACACCAGAAGAACGCGUUGAAAAAUCUCAAGCGUUACAAAAAGUCAUUGCUGAAAAGUUGGAAAUAGUAAGAAAUGUUGCCGAUCAAGGAACUAAAUUAGCAAUUGAACAUCGUGUUCAAGAUGCUAAUAGACUGAAAGGCGAAGUAACUUUACUGGAAAAAAUGAUGGCAGACCUACAGCGCUCUAUGGAACAUCAAACAAAAGUUGUGGAACAUGACUUAGCGAGUUGGCAGAAGUACCAAAAAGGUGUUGCGGAAAUCAAACCAUGGAUAGAAGAAAUAGAGUUAAAACUAGGCAGUGUUCCCAAACCAACGACUCUUCCCGAAGCGCAGCAAUUGCAACAGCAGUCCAAAGCCUUAAUUGCUGACUGUGAUAAACAACUUAUGAAUUUACAAAUUUUGUCCAGUGUCAGCCAUCAAUUAUCUGGAAAGACUAGUGCCCCAGAUGAGGUAGAUGCUAUUCAUUCCAGAUGGGCCGUUGUUCACGAUUUGGCUGACCAAUGGAAUAAUAAGCUAGACAAACUAGUCAACAACUGGGAAAAUUUCGAAAAAGAAGCUCAGAAACUGGAAACGUGGGUUGAAAGUGGCGAAAAACUUCUCAGUUCUCGUAGCAUUAACGUAGAAACACCUCAAGUUGAAAAAUUGGACCGAGAACUUAAUAAACUUAAAUCGUUUGGCAAUGAGAUUUCACAGCAACAAGCUAAAAUUAUCAGUCUCUCACAAAUUUGUGAUAACAUAUGCCAUAGUAUUCAACCAGAAGGAUCAAAUUUACUUAAAAGUAAAGUAGCAGAUAUCAAGGACCGCACAAACACAUUAGCUGAAACUGUAAGGACAAAGGUUAAUGAACUUUCCGAUAAAAUUAUUGUUAAACAGGAGUUCCUUACUAAAUUACACAAUUUUGAUAGCUGGAUAACUGAUUUUAGAAGAAAGACUGAAAGUUUUGACCAAAUUAGCAGUGACAAAGUAGAACCAACUUUACAGUCUAUGCAUGUACUACUUCAAGAACAUGCAGCAAAGGCUCCUGAAUUCACUGAUAUAUACAAUGAGGUUAAGAACAUGACGUUGGCAUCUCAUCCCGAAGAGACGAGAUCACUUAGUGACACUUAUUCCAAUAUUGCUCAACAUUAUCAGAUCAUUGAAUCUAAUAUUCAGCAAAAUAAAGGUAUAUUACAAAAGUGGUCAGAUCUUUUAAAUUGGUAUGAAGAUAACAAGCAACAACUCAAUCACAUUCAAUACCAAAUAGAAGGUCCGAAAUUAACUCCUGAAAGCUAUGAGAUUCUUCGACAAGAAUUAGUAAACGUUAUAACAAAAAUUCCAGAAUGGAAAAGCAAUACUGCUUUGUUAGAUGGUCCUUCUAGAGUAAAAGUGACAGACCAAAAUACUGGAAGAAUUAUAUCCCCCAGUACUUUAGUCAAAGAAAUUGAAGUUAAAGCUGAUAAUUUGUUGAAUCUUGUAACUUCUAAAAGAGAUUUGGUGCAAAAAGUUGGAGCUAGGUGGGAUAAAUUUAAUCAGCAAAAUUUUGUAUUAGUUCAAGUCUUACAAAAUGUUCAAACAGUUUUAAAUGAAAUGGCUCAAAAACCUGUUCCAUUGACAGAAGCUACUAUUCAAGAAAUGCAAGAAAAAUUAGACAAUCUUGACGCAGAAUUAAAAGAAAAACAAUCUGUGAGAAAAGAUUUAAGAGAGGAAGGCUUACAUUUAAUGAGAGAAGAUCAGCCCAAUAUGGGUACUAUUCAAAAUGCUUUAUCUGCGGCUGAUAACAGUUGGGAGCAAAUUGUUAACUCUGUCCGUGAUACAAAAAAUAAAUAUAUACUUCUUUCGUCGACGUUGCAAGAACUUAAAAACUUCACAAUUGCUUUUGACAGAGAAAUGAAUAGAGCUGAGCAAUUGUACAGUGAAUGUAAAGAUGCACCCAACGAUUACAUGCAAACUGCUCAAUUUUUAGAUAAAGCUAAGAAAUCGUAUGAAAUCUUGAAGCGAUCAAAAAGUUUACUAGACCAAAUGGAUGUUAUUAAACAAUCUGUUUUAAAGCAAGCAUCUACUUUAGGUGGGUUUGAUACAAGCCCCCUAGAGGAUGCAUUCUUGAAUUCCCAAACUCAAUGGGAAAAAGUCAAUGAUGCCAUUAUAAAGAGGAUACAAGAUUUGGAAUCUCAACUUAUAGUAUGGCGGCAAAUUGAUGACACCAAGAAUCAAGUAGUUAGUUGGUUAAGUGAAACAGGACAAAAUUUAGCAAAUGCUUGUGACAAUUUGGAAAUUAGAUUUGGUCAAAAUCACCUCAUGAAAUACAAGGAAGAAUUGCCGCUGUAUCUGGGUCUGAAAAACAGUAUUAAAGCUAAGUGUGAACAAAUUACAAACAUAAAUAAAAAUAUUCCAUUAGGUCAAGUCUCCUCAAUAAUUGAUUACUUAGACAAUGAGUUCGAUGCAUUACAAACAUUAGCAGGUAAUUUAGAAACUGCUGUAUCGUCUUUAGAAUCAAAAGAAAACAAGUUGAAGGAAAAUAUUAAACGUCUUUCUGAUAACAUAAGCAAGAUUCGGGAUGAUAUUAUUAAAUGCGAUGACAUGUCUGGUGACAAUGCUAAGAUACUCGAUCGCUUAAAAAAAUGUCAAUCCUGUAAAGUUGAACUCCAAAAUCUAAGCGAUGAGAUCGAUAAUCUCACUCAAAACGUAUCAGAGAUGAACGCAAACCAUCCUGGAUUUUAUGAAUCUCUAGUUCCAAAAGAACUGAGCACGUUACAAAAACGUUUUGAGAGCGUUUUACUUCAUGCAAAUAAAACUGAAACGACUUUGCUUACAUUCCUACAAAAAUUAUUUACAGAUAAAUUAAGCAUGUUUAACAGAAAUUUAAAAAUAUUAGAUGAUAAAACCAGAUGGUGUAUGCCUGAUGUCAACAGUGACAAAUAUAAUUUAGAAGUUAAGAGUGCUUCUCUUGCUGAUGUCGAAAAUGGAAUUGACGACUGUAAGAAAAAAAUUGUUGAACUCAAAGAAGCUUGUGCAAUAUUACGAGCAGUAGCUGAACCAGCGUCUGCUCAAGAAGCUUCUGCUCAAACAGAAAAAGCUGAAAAAAACUUGGACGUGCUUACUUCAAACUAUGAUGAGAUUAAAAAUCGACUGCAAGAAAAUAUUGAGGCUUGGCAAGAAUAUGAAACACUCUUAGAAAAUGUUUCACAUUGGCUUAAAGAAAAAGAAAACCGAGUCAGAGAAGAAGCGGCUAGUCUACUUGAUGUCAAUGAAAUUGAUAGUAAAAUUAUAGAAUUUGAAAAACUUAAUGAUGAAGUCAAAAACUACAACAGUGAAAUAAAUAAACUGGCUGAUAUUGGUGAAAAGGUCUUAUCUCGUAAUCCAGAUUCACGUAUAUCUCAGUUCAUUAAUCACUUAGAGGCGAGGUAUCAAACUGUCACCAAAUUUGUAGAUCACCAACUAAAUAGGCUGAAAGAUUUGAAAAACAACAAAGUUAAGUAUGACAAAUCAAUUGCAGAUUUUAAAGACUGGCUUAAAAAUACUAACUCUAAGAUUGCAGAGAUAGCAGCAAUGAGUAAACAUGCGAAACCCUCGGCUGCUGAUUUGGAACAAGUAAAAAAAUUAAAUGAAAACAAAGAAUUAGGUCAGAAAUUACUUAAUAGUGCCAUUGAAUCUGGUGAAGCUCUUUUUAGUGGUGUCAACCCAGAUGGUCGUGAGCAAAUUAGGAAUGAGUUAAGAUCACUAAGAGAUUCCUUUGAAAAUUCAGUAGACUCCUUGAAUAAUGUUAUUAAGGAUAUUGAAACUACAAUUAACAAGCGGUCUUCUUUUGACGAUACGUUUAAUCAAGUACAAAAAUGGAUUAGCGAAAAAGAAGCAGAAUUGGGAGAAUUUAAACUGUCACCAACUCUCCCAGAAAAGAAAGCUCAACUUCACGCUAGUAAAAUCUUACAUCAAGAAAUUGAAUUGCAUCAAUCAUUGCUAUCCCAGUUGUCUGAUAAAUUAAAACUUAUGCCAGACGAAGAAGCAGAAAAGAACCUCACAAAGAUCAUAGACAGAUAUAAAAACAUUUCAACAGAACUUAGCAAGAGGAUCUCAAUAUAUGAAUCUCACGUAGUGGAUCAUGAAAAAUACGUUCAAAUGUUUGAAGACAUCCGAGAUCGACUCAAUCAUGUUCUUGCUGACAACAGUUUAGUUAGUUACGCAGUUAUUUCUCAAAAAGAAGACGUAGAUUCAAAAAUUUUUGCGAUUGAAAAAGUUAUAUCAAAAUCGCAAGAAAUUGAUAAUGCAUUAGAAGGUUUGAAAACACAACUUCAUACUGUUCUAGAAACCACCAGUCCAAAUGGUCAUCCACUUCUUAUAAGCGAGUUUGAACAAUUAAAAACUACUUGGGAUCAGUUUACAAAACAAUGCAAAGAACACGAUAAAAAACUUAAAGAUACAUUAAAACAAUGGAAUGAAAGCCAAAAAACUUUAGAGGAACUUGAGGAAUGGCUCAAAGUGAAAGAAAAUCAACUUAGAGAUCAAAGUCUAAAAAGCAACCUAGAAGCUAAAGUAGCCCAUCUUCAAAAAGUAAAAGAAAUAAAAAGUGAGCUAGCUUCAAAAUCAGCUGACUUUGCUGCACUAACUGAUAAACAAAAUGUUAGUGGUGAUACGGAACUCAUUUCCAAAACUUCUAAAUUAGCAACAAGAUAUCACACUCUGAAUAAUCUUGUAAAUGAAAUUAUAUCUAAAUAUGAAGUGUUCGUAUCAGAACAUCAAGAAUUUGAAAAUGAAUAUGAUUCUAUGGAAAAAUGGCUCAUGGGAAUGCUGGGUGACCUGCAAGAUUUAAAUGAAAUCGUAGGUGAUUAUGCUGUUUUACAAGACAAACAAAAUAAAGCAAAAGAGCUUUAUGAAACCAGAAACAAGAAAACGCCUACGUUCGAGGAGUUCCUUAGUUUAGGUGAGAAACUUUACGCUCAUACUAGUCCUGAUGGUAGAGAAAUAAUACGUCAGAAAAUAAGAAAAAUAAGAACUUUAUGGGAUAGCUUCGGCGACAGCUUCCAAGAAACAGUUAAUAAGUUAGACCAAUGUCUUCUCCAAUUUUCUGAUUUUUCUUUGGCUCAAGAGCAAUUAACGAAAUGGUUAAAAGACGUUGAAAGGGCAAUGCAGCGGCAUACUGAAUUAAAAGCUUCUCUGGAGGAAAAGAAAGCACAAUUACAAAAUCAUAAAAUUAUGCAUCAAGAAAUUAUGACACACCAGCAAUUGGUGGAAUCCGUUUGUGACAAAGCGCAACAGCUUGUAGACCAAACUCAUGAUGCUUCUUUAAAUGUUUAUUUGCAAUCCAUUAAACAGCUAUUCCAAAACAUUGUCACGAAAUCUCAAAAUUUGCAAGAUAACUUGGAAGACUGUGUAAAAAGGCACGAAGAGCUUGUACACCUCAUUCAGCAGUACAAAGAUUGGCUUGGAUCACAAUCAGAAAAGUUGCUAGAUAUUGAAAAUGCAGUAGGGGAAAAGCCUGAAAUUACACGAAAACUUCAAUCUGCUCUAGCUUUGAAAGAUAUCGAAAAAACAGGUUCAAAUAAAUUGGAUGAAAUACGAGAAAUAUUUUCCGCUGUUAGCAAAAGUACAUCUGAAACUGGAAAUGCAGCUAUAAAAACAGAGAUUGAUAAUUUACAUCAACAAUUACGAAAAGCGGUUGAUAGUAUUGGAUCAUCUGAGCAAAAAUUGAAACAUACACUUGAUAUUUGGAAUAAAUUUGACACUUCUAUGGAAUCAAUAUCUGAAUGGCUUAAAGAUAUGGAAAAUAAAUGUCGUGAUCAAACACUUUGUUCAACAUUAGCAGAAAAAGAGGCUCAGUUGCAGAGGUUUAUAAAUCUUCGCAAUGAAAUUCACGCUAAGGAGAAGGAAAUAGAUGCAUUUGUUGAUGAAUCUCAUAGCCUUAUUUUGCUAAGUGGCGUAGAAAGACUAAAACCUCUUGUAACUCAAGUUAGCAGUCGUUACCAACAGCUUCACUUAAUAUCUAAAGAUAUAGUGAAUCAUUGGUCUGAAUUAGUUGCUGACCACAAAAAAUACGAUCAGCUUAGAAUUGAAUUUGAUACAUGGCUCAAGCCUCUAGAAGAGCAAUUAUCACAGAUGAUUACAAAAGAAGAUAAGAUGACAAUUGAAAGUAAAGGCAACAAAUUGCAAGUAUUUUUAUUAGAGCGAGAAAAUGGUGAACAUAAAGUAGGUAUAUUAAGUACGGCUGGUGACAAAGUUUUGCCUGAAACUGCUGCGAAUGGAAGGGAAAGUAUAAGGUCUGAGAUAAGAGAACUUAGAGAUCGAUGGGAUAAACUCAACGACAGCAUUUUACAACAGCAAAAAGAAUUUGAAUCUCAGACAUUGCAGUGGUCUAAUUAUCAAGAUGUAUUGCAACAGACGUUGUCUUGGUUAGAUGAAAAAGAAAAAAUUGUUGAAAGCGAAGAUAAAGCUGUAAUAAACUCAGCUCAAGAGAUCAAGUCCAGGUUACUUAAAAAUAAAACACUAUUGCAAGAAAUAUGUUCUCAUAAAAGAGUAAUCGAAACAGUCACAGAGAAAGCUAAAAGCGUUGCUGCUAGUAUUGCUUCUAGUAAAGGGGAAAGUGAUGAAAUGACUUUAUUAAUUCAAUCUAUUUGGGAUAGAUACAAUGCUCUUACAAAUAGAUUAUCGGCAGUCAUAGACAAACAUGAAGGAGCAUUUGAAGUAUACCAACAAUUCAAUGAUCAACAGAAGUCUCUUCAAGAUUAUCAAAAGCAUUUGUGGGAUCGUUUGCAUUCACUAUCAGAUUUUACAGGAAAUAAGGCAGCUUUGCAGAGUAAGCUUGUUAAAAUACAGGAACUUUUGGAUGCUGUCCCUACAGGCAACAAUAAGCUAAAAAUAUUGUUAGAUCUGAUUCAAAAUAACGCAACAAAAUUGUCACCUCGUGGGAAAGAAGCUAUGUCACGAGAACUAGGAUUGCUGAAAGCGGACUUAGAAAAAUUUACAGCGACAGUGCAUGACGUUAAAAGAGGUAUUGAAGAGAAAAUACAACAAUGGAUUGAAUUCGAUAGUGCAAAUGAUCGAUUGCAACAUUGGUUGAGUGACACAGAAAUGAGUUUAAAAACUUACACUCCUAAAGCAACUCUAGAGGAAAAGAUCGACCAACUAAAUAAAUAUCAGGAUUUGAGUAAAGCGAUUGAUAAUCACGAAUCUGAUCUGAGUGCAGUUAUUAACUUGGGCGAAGCCUUGGAUCAAGCUAUUUUGGCUAACUUAAAGAAAACGGAAAACGACGUGGAUAAACUUACUGAUGAGUUCAGUGAUCUGAUUGAAAACUGUAAUGACACUAGAAUUACAAUGAAUUUACAACAGUUGACAUCGCGUUUCCAAUCCGUACAUUCUACUGCUAAAGAAUUAGUCAAAAAAUGUCAACAAGCGGUUAAUGAUCAUAAUGCUUACCAAGAGAAGUAUAAUCAAAGUUUGGAUUGGAUUAAAACAGCUCAACACAAAUUUGAUGAGUGCCAAAAGAAUGCAUCUAUUACUCCGGAAGGAAUUAAUAGUAAACGUGAAGGCUUUAAUGAUUUACUAAGUCAAAGACGUAAUGCCACUCUUCUGGUAAAUAAUACUUCUGAAUUAGGUGAGAAACUAUAUCCAUCCACUUCGCCCGAGGGCAAAGAAAUGAUCGAACAACAACUUCAUGAUAUGCAACAAGCUGUUGAAAACCUAUAUGACAAUAUAACAAAAGCCGAAAGGGAUUUAGAUUCCGAACUCAACAAAUGGUCUUCAUUUGAGGAAAAUCUUAAAGCUGUUAAUGAAUGGAUGACUUUGGCUGAGAAAAAUCUUCCAAAAGAACUUGUAUUGAAAGCGACGUUAGAUGAAAAACGGAAUCAGCUAAGUGUAUACAGAAAUUACCUCCAAGAUGCUGUUGCACAUCAACACGAUAUCUCUGACUUAGAAAUUCGUGCACAAAGCUUGCCUGAUGUUAACAAAAAUAUUUCUAAAGAAUUGAACCAAUUGAAACAGAGACAUGAUAAUAUUCUCACUCGAGCGAAAUCCUUUGUAGAACAGUACGAAGCUAUCGUGAAUAACCAUCAACAGUAUAGUAAAGCUGUCAUGGACUUGCAGGAAUGGGUCGAAGCUACUCAUAACACAGCUCAACUAUGGGGUGAUGUUAACCUAGAAAGGGUGGCACUAAGCAGUAAUUGUGAAAAAUUAAAAUCACUGCAAAUCAGUUUACCCGAAGAAAAGAAUCGCAUAGAUAAAAUUAGAUCACUAGGGGAAAAAGUUUUACCAGGAACGGUAAGUCAUGGCCAAACUAAUAUAAGAAAUCAAAUUGAUGCUUCUCAUCAAGAGUGGGAAGGACUAAUAUCAUUCAUAAAUAAAACAAUAGAAUCUUUAGAAAACAAAAUUCAACAAUGGAAUGAAUAUGAAAAUAUGAAAGAUCAAUGCUUGACUUGGAUUAGAAAUACAGAUAACCAAAUACACGCAGUAGAUUUGAAAGCAACUUUGCCUGAAAAGCAGGAACAAUACAGUAAAUUUCAAGAGUUACAGGGCGAAGUUCGGGCGAAGGAACUUGAAAUUGAUAACAUUACUGAAAAAGCACAACAGCUGUAUUCUGGUGUACUAGGAUCUCGUGGUUCUCAAAUUUCUGAUUUAACAGUUAAAUACCAAACUUUGUCACAAAAAGUUAAAGAUUUGACUAAUAGAUGGCAGCAAUAUGUCAAGACGCAUCAAGAAUUUACUAGUAAUGUUGCAGAAUGUUCUCAAUGGAUAGAGGAGUUGAGAGAUAAGUUAGACUUUUGUGCAGACUUAAGCUCUUGCUCUCAAGAUGACUUAGAAACAAAGUUAGUGCUAAUUCAAAACUUACUACUUACUAAAGACGAAGGAUUCACUAAAGUACAGUCGUUAGUUGAACUUGCUCAGAAUGUUAUGGCGAAUACAGCUCCAGCUGGUCACGAAGCUAUCAAUAAUUCUUUGGUAGCUUUACAAGAGCAAUGGUCAGCUUUGUUAUCAAGAAUGAUAGAAACGAAGAAUAUUUUAGAUGAUUCUGUAACGAAAUGGGCUGGAUUCUUAGAACAAAUUCAAUUAAUCCAAAAAAGUAACAUUUGGCUUGAGAGUAUGUUAGCAGAGUUGACUCCUUUUGAGACGUCGAUGUCAGACAAGCGUGCACAGCUUGAAAAACUAAAAGAGGUAGAAGAAAAAGCGCGCUGUGAUCGUUUGGAAGUUGAAACAUUAAAAUCUAAGGCAGCGGAAAUGUUAGCUAGCGGACAACAAAACCAAGCAGCUUCUCAAGCGCAAGAAACUCUUAAUAAAUUCGAUUCUUCAUAUGAUAAAAUCAAAAAGUUGUUAGCUGAUCGUGAGGAACAAUAUAAAGACCACAGGUUGUAUAAAGAAGCUCACGAUGAAUUAAUUCAGUGGUUAGGUAGAGCAAGAGAAAAGGUUCCAUCUUUAAAAUCGAAACCAUUAAGUGACAAAUUAGCAAUUGAAAACUCAGUGGCUCCGCUUGAAGCUCUAAUAAACAAACAAGCACAAGGUGAAUUGUUACUAGAGCAUUUGCAACACACUGGACAAGUUGUACUAGCGAGUACUUCACCAGACGGACAGGCUAUAAUUAAAAAUGAAAUGAAAGCUCUUAAAGAAAGCUUUGACCAGUUGUUUAAUGAAAUAAAACAACAAAAGAGUCAAUUAGAAGAAACCGUCAGUCAGUGGCGAGAAUAUAAAGAUGAAUAUGAGAGGUUGUCAGAUUGGUUACAACAAAAAGAAAUUCUGAUCAAGAACCACAAACUUGCUUUACUUGGUACUGCUAAAGAGAAGGGAGGCCAAGUUAACGAAGUUCAGGAAAUAGUUGAUCAGUUACACAAGGGGAAGGCUGAUAUAGAUAAUUUUAAUGCCUCGGCGGCUGGUCUUCUUGCUUCCCAUUUGGAUACCUACGUUACCAACCAAUUAAGGCACUUAAACUCUAGAUAUCAAGUUUUAGUGAACAUGGCAAAUGAUGUCCUCAAAAAAGUAGAGACUAACUAUGAACAGCAUAAAAACUACGAUGAUAACUAUGAAAAAACAAAGAAAUGGAUAAAUGAUGCGUGGGAAAUCACUCGCAGUGGAAGUGACACAGGCAGUAAUAGCAGUAAGGAUGCUUUACAAAAACGUUUAAACCAAAUUGAAGACCUACUAAAACGCCGUGAAGAAGGCCAGAACCUCGUGCAUGCAACUGUAAAUAGUGGAGAAAAAGUUUUAAGAAAUACGAGAUCUGACGGCAAAGAUAGAAUUAACACAGAAUUAAAAGAGUUGCAAAGUGAAUGGGAACGGUUAGUUAAAAAGAUGACAACAGCAAAGGUACACCUGGAAACUGCUUUAUUGCAGUGGGCAGAUUAUAGUUCUAGUUACUCUCAGCUACAACAAUGGAUCUCCGACAGAGAAGCAAAACUUCAAGAAGUGUGUGAACUUAAAGUUGCCAAGUCAAAGAAGGGCCAAGAUCGUCUUGCGGGUCUUACUACAGGUCUUAGUCUUGGUGAAAGAAAGGCUACACUUCGUCAAACAAACAAUAUUGUACAAGAUAUCGUUUCGUUUGAACCCAUGAUUCAGUCUGUAACUUCUAAGGCUUCAGAACUUAUGCAACAAGCUCCGGCAUCUGAAAUUACAAGCAAAUACGAGAGUUUGUCAAAACAAGCAAAAGAUUUGUAUGAAAAGCAAAAGGAAACUGUAGAACAGCAUCAAGUAUUUAUUGAUGCUGGCACAGAUUUUGUCCAAUGGAUAAGAGCUGCUAAGGAAAAGUUAGGAAAGUGUUCUGAUGCAACUGGGGAUAAAGAAUCUUUAAGCAGUAAGAUAUCUCAGCUUAAAGUGCUUGAAAGUGAGUUACCAGAAGGGCAAGCAAAAUUACAAAAAGCACUGGAACAGGGAGAAAUAUCCUGUGCCCUUGCUGACGACGAAGAUAGAGAAGACAUUGAAGAAGAAGUGGCUCUGAUGCAAGAGGAAUACGAUACCUACGUAGAACAAUUGAACAACACUAAAGCACUAAUUGAGGGAGGUAUCGUGAAAUGGACAGAAUAUGAAGAGCAAUACAAAGAAGCCCUGGAUUGGUUGUCGAAGACUGAGAAGCUGGUGCAAUCCUUCAACAAAUUACAGAACAGCUUAGAACUAAAGAAAGUUGUUUUAGAAGAAUUCCAGGGACACCUCCAAACUCUAUUUGAUUGGCAAGGGGAGUUAGACAAGCUAAACAUGCGUGCACAAACAUUACUCGAAACAUGCUCGGAUACGAGAGUAUCUAAUGGUAUUACACAACUUACCACCAAAUAUAACGCACUCUUGUCGCUCGCUAAGGAGGUGAUGAAGAGACUGGAAUUGCAUUAUCAGGAACACCAGCAACAUAAUGCUUUAUACGGAGAAUGCCAAGAUUGGCUUGAUAGAACACGAGAGAAAUUAAACCAAUGCGCUGAAAUCCCAAAUACGCUUCAAGAAGUUAAUAGCAAAAUUAACACUGUGAAGCUUCUACGCCAAUCCUUAGAACAAGGCCAAAACAAACUAAGGUAUCUUUUAGAAUUGAAAGAAAAAGUUAUGAUGAAUACGGAACAAACUGGAGCGGCAAAAAUACAAGAAGACACAGAUAGCUUGAAGCAAGAAUUUGACAAAUUGAUCGCAGAUUUACAAGAUGUCCGCAAUAAAUUAACUAGCAGAGCAUCACAGUUUGAUGAUAUUUCGAAGAUUCAUAAAUUACUGGUAGAGUGGUUAGAUGACAUUGAUCAGAAAAUACAAUCUGACGACUCCCUUCUCGACGAUCUCUCAGAAAAGAAAGCUAAACUGGAAAAAUUCAAAACCUUCAAUCGGGAUAUUGACUCUCAUAAAGAUCUUGUCAAUAAACUAAAUGAAAAACUUCAAGAGGAUUCGUCUUUGAAAUCUAAAGAAAUUGACGAUACUCUGAAGCGAUAUGAUGACAUAAAGACAACUGUUAAUGAUAUGAUCAGCAAACUUGAGGACUACGUCAACACUCAUAUUCAAUAUAAAGAAUCUUAUGACAACUUCUAUGAUUGGGUCCGAAACUGUAAGAUUGAAAUCCAACAAUGUUCAGAUUCACAUGGCGCUAAAGAAGAUGUACAAAAAAAACUCAAGAGUGUUAACAAAAUUAUUAAUUCAUUGCCCAAAGGAGAGGCAUUGCUCCAAAAAGCCGUAAAACUAAGUGAAGCUGUUUUAGAAACUACAGGAAAUGAAGGAAAAGACAAUAUUAAUCAAGAAAUAAAACAAUUAAAGAUAGAAUGGGAAAACUUACAACAAAUUUGCAAGGAUACAAGGAAGUUAUUAGAGAAAUGCUUGGCUGCCUGGUCUGACUUUAUGGAAACUUUGGAUAAGAUGAACUCGUGGGUAAAGGACUUCGAUGGCAAGUUGAAUACUAUGCAGAAAGUGGACAAAAUAACACCAGAGUAUUUAGACAAGUGUCGCGAUCUGCUUGCUCAAGCCUUGGCUAAUAAACACGUCAUGGAAGAAUUAAAUGAUAGAUGUGAGAACUUAAUGGAGCUUAGUGCUUGUGCUUGGGUUCGUGAUAAGACAGUGAACUUACAAACAGAAUACACAUCUCUUCUAACUAAGAUACAAGGUCUAGUCUCCAAUGGAGAGAAAAAUCUAUCGGACCACACAGAAUUUAUUAAAGCAAAGGAAGAACUUCAAAAAUGGCUAGAAACAGCACAUGGAACAGUACAUGACUCAAUUGGCGUUGGUGAUAUUGAUACUACGAAAGACAAAUUAGAAACAAUCCAACUUGUCACCAACAGGAUGACUGAAGGUCAUCACUUACUUUUGAUUUUACAAGAGGCCUUCAAAAAGGCUUUAAACAACACUCCUCCAGAAGAGCAAGACGGCUUACGAAAUGACGUUAAAGUCCUUCAAGAAAGUUGGGAUCAACUAAAAAUAGAUCUUAACUCAAUAACGGCUCAACUAAAGGCGGCAAUAGGAAAAUGGGAGGACUUUGAAGACUCAAAGAAUAAAAUGAACCAAUGGAUAAAAGAUACAGAACAAAAUCUAGAUAAGGUACCUCUAACUGGUGGCGAACUUGGUGAAAUGAAGACUUUACUUGAGAAAUACAAACACAUUGACGAUGAAAUUGCUAACAAAUCACCUGAACUACAGCGUCUUAAGUGUGAAUCUAACGAGCUAAGCAGUUGGGCGAGAAAACCAGCUGUAAAAGAUGGUGUGAAAAAUAUAGAAAAGAAAAUAGACGCGUUAAAGGCCAAAUGUGCAGCAAAGAAAGCAGAACUUGAGUCUGAAAUUAAGCAUUACAACCAAUAUCAUCAAUCGCUACAAGAUACAGAGAAAUGGCUAUUACAAAUUUCAUUCCAACUCAUGGCGCAUAAUUCUUUGUAUAUUGCAAAUCGUGAACAGACAGAAGAGCAGUUAGCUCAGCAUGCUGUUCUGCUGGAUGAUAUUCAGAAAUACCAGUCAACUUUGGAUGAUUUGGAAGCAAAGGGGCGUGCCCAAAUUGAACGAUAUGAAGCUACGACGCCAUCGAUUCGUGAUACUGUUGGCAAACAACUUAAAAAUGUUAGCGAUAGUCAUAAAAGUUUGCUAGCAACAGCAUUGCAAAUUGAACGACGGCUAAGGGAAGGACUUGCGAAAUUCAAGGAAUAUGAAGACACUCUGGAAAGUAUACUGAAUAAUUUAGACGACUGCGAGCCAGCGAUCACUGAAUUAGAUGUGCCUGUCGAUGGUCUUUCUCAUGGUCGGGACUUACUUGAUAAAGCUAGGGCACUGCAUAACCGUCUUCAAACCGAGAAGAGUCGCCUCUCCGCAGCAGUGGCAGCGUGUUCCGCAGCAGCUGCCUCUGUGUCGCGACCCUCGUCCCCCGCAGACACCGCGCCCCUCCCCGUGCCUCCUCGUGAGUUGCACGUGCGAGCUAGACUAGAGGAUCUCAUUGACCAGAAACAUGUAAGCGAAGUAGGCAGCGCGAGACUUGACGCCUUAAUAAAGACACUCGAAGCACCUGAGUUCAGCCAGAAAUUCGUGGCUUUUGAGAAAAGGGUACAAAGUCACCUUGAAACGUUACGGGAUGCUGUGAGUGGUAUGGAGGAAGCAAUGAAACAAGUGACAGAAAUACAGGAAUGGAUAAAUGUUCACAAUGCCUUAGCGCACGAUUGGCUCUCCAAUCCAUCAAAACUGCGUCCCGAAGCUGCUAAACAAGACAUGGCGGCAAUGAAUGACGCUCUUGCGUCUUUGGCUGAAAUGAGGAAUAGAUUACUUACCGAGAUACCUACUGAAGGUCUAGAAGAUGAAAUAAAUCUUGAAGAAGAUCUAAAUGAGCUAGAACAGAUGAUACUUAAGGCUAUAGAAAGAGAGAAGGGUAAUCAAGCUAUCAUCGAUAACUUCAGGCACAAAUGUCAAGAAAUUCACGAUUGGUUUGAUUCCGUGCUUAAGAAAAUGUGCUUGGCUGAUAAAGGAUCUGGAUUACCUUGCCCGCAGAAAUUAAAUGCGCUGAAAGAGUUGUCAUCAGAGUUUGGCCAAGUGGGUAAAGAAAAAGUUGAUAGUAUUAAAAAGGUGGGAAGUGAAGUCAUCAACAUUGUAAGCAAUCUGGAGUCGCAGCAAGUGGAAGAACAAAUGAAAUCUGUGGAAAGAAGAUACAACGAUAUCGCUAAGCGUAUUCAACGUAAACUACAAAUGCUGGAAAUUACAUAUAAAGCAAUUGAUGGCACGAAAAGUGAAGUCGCUGCUCAAAAUGAAUGGAUGCAGAAAGAGAUAGACAAUAUUCUACAUCCUGAACCUCUUGGGUAUGACAGUAAGUCAGUUAAAGAAAGACAAAAGAGGGCGGCCAAUUUGCUCAAAGAGACUGAUGGUAAGAAAACUGUGAUCGAUUCAUUAGAAAAGAAGGUAAGCAAUAUCCAAUCUGAACUUGAACCUUCGGAACAAAUGCAGUUAGAGUCCGAGCUAUCUGAACUAGCAUCCAAGCAAAAACAACUUGCUUCACUUAUUAAGCAAGAGAUUGAAAGGUUAGGUGGCUGUUCUGAAAUAAGGAAAAAAUUAGAGAAUGACAUCGAAAAGGCUAAGAACUGGCUAAAGGCUAAGCUAGCUGAAAUUAAGAAACUAGGAGGACCUGUUCCAUUAGAAGUAGCUAAAGUAGAAAAAGAAAUCGCAAUACAUAAAAAACAUCAGACUGAACUAUUAGAUUUCCACAAUGACUCUCUUACUGAAGUUAUGCGCCAAGGUAACACUGUAUCUAAAGACUGUUCAAGUGAAACUAGGGCUAAAUUACAAGCUAUAUUAGAUGACUUAAAUAAAUCUUACACGUCUGCUAAAAUAGAUAUUGAUGAAAAACUCGCUGCAUUAAACAAACUUCUACAAGGUAGAAACGAGUUUGAAGCAGACGUUGCUAAGAUUCAGAGUUGGUUGAAUGAAGCUGAAGUAGCAGCCACGCCAGAGUUACGCACAUCAUCUCUCCAACUAUUGGAAGAACAGCUAGCCAAGUUCGAAAAACUUAGCAAAGAAGCUGAUGAUGUAGAAAAGAAUAUUAACAAAAUUAAAGACAAAUCGAAAGACAUUAUGGAUACCUUAUCUGAUUCGAAUAAGUUGCAACUUAAAGAACAAGUCAAUGUUCUAUCUGAUAGAUUUGCUAGAAUCAAAGCUGUUAUAAACGAUAAAAAGAAUAUUUUACAAAAACAUAUCAAAGAAUAUAAGGAUGCAGUUGCUAAGAUAGCUGCUGCCUUAGAAUUCUUAAAUGAAAUUCAAAAUAAACUCAAAGCAUUAAAUAAACCUAUAGGUAGUAAAGUUGAAGAUGUUUUGCCUAUAAUACAGGCCUAUGAAUCUAUCUUAGAUGACCUAAAGAAGAACAAGGCAAUGCUUAAUGAAUUACAAGGUGGCAACGUUCAUGAUUUACAGGAUAUUUUGUCUAAGCAAGAUGAAUUAAUGACUACCAUCGAAGACCAAAUAUCUAAAUUGAAACAACUUCUGCUGUUGCGUGAGCAAUUCUUUGCUCUUGUUAAAGAAAUUGAAGAUUUUAUAUCUAAAUACACAGAUCUCACUUCCGAAAUUGAAAAGUCAAACGAUUCCCUAGAAGAUAAAAUUAAACGUUAUGACGAUAUAAUCCUCAAAAUUCAAGGCUGUGAAGCUUUACUUGCAACUGCAACUGAUAAAGGUCAACAGAUUGCUGCAGAAGGUACUGUCAUUGAUAGAAACAAUAUUACUGAACUACUGCAAUCUCUAAAACAACAAUUAUUGACACUGAGAAGAACUGUCGAAGCUAAGCGUCAAGAAAAUGAAAGAGCUGCUGCAGAACAUAAGAAGCUUGCAGCGGAUCUUUCUGAAAUUCUUCAAUGGCUCCACGACAAUGAAGCUGCAGUUCAUUCACGACCACUUCUAAACAGAGAUGUUGCCAGCGUUGACAAGAAACUUAUAGAGCACGCUACACUUGCAAAGAACGUUCAGUCGUACUUGGAAAAAUUAACAAAAAUUAUGGAUAUUAUUAAAAAUGAUGAUGGUGUCCCUGGCUCAUUAUUAGAAAUGGUAUCAGAUGGAAAUUCUCUCAAAACCUCAUUACCCGUUGAGUUAGGAAACAGAGAAAAACAUUUGCAAGACAAUAAAAAAUAUAGACAACAGUAUCAACAAAUGGUUGAGAAAUUAAAUAUUUGGGUAAAUGAAGCGGGAAUAAGGCUAGGAAUGGGUAAAACUGGUACUGAUUUCGAAAAUAUUGAGGCUGACUUGGAAGAACAUAAGACAUUCUUCAACACAUCUGAACCAGAAAUGAAAGACUUGGUUGGCAAGCGAAUGCAGGAUACAGUGGACAAAAUCUGGCCAUCUCUUACUGCUUCGGAACAAGAAGAGUUGUCUAAAGAGCAUCAAAAACACAACCAACUCCUGAAGAACACUCUUAAUUCUGCGAAAUCGAGACAGGCGCAGUUAGAACAAGAUCUGGAAAUAUGGAAGGACUUCUGCCAACUUGUGGACAAAAUAAAGGCGAUUUUGGACAAGAAUGACAUAGAACGGGAACCUGUGACGUCAGUGGAAGCUCUUCGCAUGUAUGCUGAGAAGCUAGACCACGCCCAGAAAGACUUAGAGAAUCAGCAGCCACUCCUGGACGUGGUUCGGGAGAGGGCGAGGGUGCUCUGCAGCGGCGCCGAUGCGGCGAGUGGCGAGCGCGUCGAGCACAGGACGAGGGACCUGGUCGCUGACUGGAAUGUAGCUUUGGAAGGUCUAGCAGAGCGCGCAGUAGAGGCGGACAGCCAGCUCCAACGUUGGAACCAACUGUUGGACACACAGAGAAGCCUUGGCUCAGCGGUCACAGCUAUUGGCGACCGCUUGCGUCAACUGGACACCAAUCCGUCAACGCGAAGACGUGCGUUGGACACAAGGCAUGCCCUACAGGAACUGCAGAGUGAAGUGUCAGGCCUGGAAGAGACGAAAGACGAUCUGCUGGAGCACGCGGACUUCGUCGUAUCUCUGCUCAAGCCUAACUCCAAGGAGGCCGCUGCUGAUACUGAGAAGAACGUCAAGGAAUUAGUAGAGGCUUAUGAGAAAUUGCGACAGACGCUCGCGGCGAGACUAGCGGAGAUAGACGAAAUAGUUUCGGAGUUCGAUCGCGUGUCGGAGAAGAUCGAAGAGCUCCGGCAGCAGAUCGAAGUGUACAUCGCCAAGGUCGGGACCUUCUACGUGUUCGGGGAGAACGACGAAGAAGGCGUACGCCGGCUGGCCGAGCAGGUGUCGGAUCUCGCGCAGCGAACGAAGACCUUCGCCGAGGAGAGUCGGCGGCGCUACGGCGGCUCGGCGCCCGCGGACGUGGCGCAGGAGCUGUCGGCGCUAGAGCUCUCGGCGGAGGCGCUGGCCGCGGCCAUGGAGGAGAAGGAGCGGGAGUGGAAGCGCGCGCGCACCGCCCGCGGCGACUACGCGGCGGACGUGGAGAGCGUGCAGGCGUGGGUGCGCGCCGCGGAGCACACGGCGCGCGACCGCACGCUACCGCCGGAGCCCUACCGCGAGCGGCUCGUGGCCACGCGCGCCGAGAUCCCCGGCGUGGCCGACCGCGUGGAGCGCCUCACGCGCAACGCACGCGCCAUCGUGGAAGGCAGCCGGGACUCCGGCGAGCGGCAGCUCAUCCAGUCCACGGUGUCGGCGCUGACGGAGCAGUUCUCGGCGGUGUGCAGCGAGCUGGAGGCGCGCCAGGCGGCCGUGGAGGACGCGUGCGACGCCGUGGCGCGGUUCUCAUCGCUGCUGGAAAAAGUACUGCUGUGGGUGGAGACACAACGCGCCUUCCUCGCGCGGCCGCUGCCCCUCGCCGACCUGCAGGAGGCGCAACAGAAACAGACUGAAUACGGGAAUGCUCUCAAGAGUUGUAAGCAGCAAGCUAAAAAUUUAGCAGACAUGGCCAAGGAGCUGGAAGCGAUAGAGCGCGUCACGAGUCCCGGGGACCUUCCUUCGAGACUCGAGGCCGCCGAGAAUGCCACCGUCGACGUCGAGAAACGUUUGGCGAAAACGAACGGCUUACUACAAGAAUUGGCAGAGGAAUGGGAGCGAUGCGAGAAGAAGUUGAAGGACGUCGGCCACUGGCUCGAGGCCACGGCGCGGACGCUGGAGGCGCCCCAGAACGCGAAGAAGCCGCUGAGGGACAGACUGGCGCUGAGAGAGAAAUUGAUCAACGAUAUUUCCACGCAGAAAACGAAGAUUUCGUACGCGGUCGAGAAGCUCAACGUACACUUCGGGCCCGACGGCGUGGCGGCGCAGUCGCGCUCGCCCGAGGGCGUGCAGGCGGCAGCGCGCGCGCUACACGCGGCGCUGGACGCGCUAGCGGCGCAGACGGGCGCGCAGGCCACGCAGCUGGCGGCCGCGCUGGCGCAGGUGGAGGCGUACUGCGCGGACGUGGCGCGGCUGCGCGCGCAGCUGCUGCAGGCCGAGCAGCAGCUGCGCCGCGCCGCUCAGCCCAACUACAGCCCGCGCGACCCAGAGCGCGCCGCGCAGCACCAGCAGGAGGUCGUGCGGCGUAUCGAAGAGCUGACGCGCAGCAUCUACGAGCUCGACCCGUACUUCGGCGCGCCCGGCGAGGAAGACCCGGCCGCCACUCUGGCCAUGCUCGUGUCGAGCGGCGACCGCGCGCGCGCCAGCCGGCGCCCGCGCACGCCCGAGCGGCGCGCGCUGGCCGUGCCCGUCACGCGCACGGCGCGCGCGCGCUCCCCCGCCUGGCUGCCAGGUGGCACCACCUACGCCGAGAUAGUCAAGGGCGCCGGCUCGCGCUCCGCCUCGCCGGCCGAGCGCCCCGAGAGCGCCCAGAUGCUCCCGAUGCACAGAAUGCCUCACGAGCGCGAGCCAAGGGAACGAUCCUGCUCCAGAGACGCUACGCCGGAAGACACGUAUCCGAGUGAAACGAUCAGUGUGGUGCGACCGGUCGACGAACCGGUCGAAUGCAGUGAGCCAGUGCAAGGCUUUAGUGAAAUCGUAUGCGAAAUAAGUGAGAGUGAUGCGUUUGUGACCGACGCUGAUGUUUAUUAUGAAACUGAUACUCGUGAAAUGUCUGAAUAUUAUAUGCAACCAGCGAAUGAAUAUGGAGAAAGUGAAACCAAAUCGAUGCCUCCUGAGAUCGAGGAGAUUCAGUCCCAAAUCGAAGAAGAUUUAGACCUCCAAGAGAGUUGUGAUAGAUCAGUGAGCCCAGCGACGAAAUGUCGAUCUCAAGAUCUGUCGUAUGCAGAAAUACUCGCUCUCGGCUUACGUAAACAAGCAAAGACGCAAAGUGUAACAUCCUUACCAAAACCGCAAGUGGCACAAGUCGAAAUGGUUAAAGAAAUCGUGGUUGAAGUGGAAAAAUCUCCGCCGAUGCAAUACGAACCAAAAACUCAACCAAUAGAUUCAACUAAAUUAAAAACUGAUAGACAAGAAAGGCCGUCUCAACGCAGUCGAUCGAGGGAUAUGCCCAGACAGCGAAGAGCUCCGGACAAGCGUCCGACAAAGACACAUGAUAUACAAAUGUCUAAGAAGAAGAAAAUUUCUAAAAAAGUUAUUGAGGUUCAAGAUUUUGAGGAUAAUGUUGAACUGAUAGAAGAAGAAAAAAUACCUGCGCUUGCUUCACCAAUGAAAAUAAAGGAAAUUAGUCCUACGGUAGUUGUGACUAAAGAGAAAGAAGGCACUGAGGUUCAAAAUAUGAGUCCAACUAUACAAAAUAUUUCAGAAAUCGAGACGCCAAUUAAAGAAAAUACAGCAGAAGUUGAACAGAAAAAAAAUAAGAAAAAGCAUAAAGCAAAAAAAAGUAAAGAUGCAGAAGACGAAAUCGAGAAAGCUAUCAAAGAAAUUGAAGAAUCUGAUAAACAAAAAAAGAGAAAAGUUAAAGAAAUUCGAGACAAAAGCAAAGAUAGUACUUCAGAAUUAAGAGGUAUAAUGCCCACAGCCAAUAUAAUUGAUUCAAAACCAGAGUCGAAAGAAAAUGAUGGGUCUACUUGUAGUAAAAGUAAAAAAAAGAAAUCACAUAAAACCCCACAGGAUAAGACAGCAAAAUCUGCUUCUGAAUUUACAGUAGAUAAAUUAUCUGUAAAAGCAGAUGUGUCUACAAUAGUAUCUCUUGAAAAUCUAAUAUCACCUGACGAGGAGAGCCUUCUUCAAUAUGAAAACUCAAAACAAGAGCCCAUCGGGCUACUUACACCUGAAACAAUUAACGUUGUAGGUUUUACUGACACUGUGGUAGAAGAAGACUUAAGCCAUACAGAAAGUUGGACUAAAUCCGCACCCAAAGAAAUAAUGUCUGAUGACUUACUGCUUAAAACGACUUCAGUAUGUGAGGCAAAUAUUAAAAAAACAAAUAUUUUAUCGACUAAAAUCACAGAACAGGAAAAAAUUGAAAAACAUAAGAAAAAACAAAAACAGAAGAAACAAGAUUCCACUCAACUUUUACUUAUUGAUGACGAAAGUGCCAAUCUAAAUAUAUUAACACAAGAGGUUAACUUGACAAAACCUACGUCUGUAAUACGUGACUCUGAUGGAGCACAGUUCGAUAAGUCUGAUAUAAAUGAUGAUAAAAUUAAUUUAAAAGUUGGACCACAGGAGAAAGUUGUAAGUCAUACGAAAGUAGAAAGUAAAAAUGAAUGUGAAAAGAAAGUAAAGUCAAAGAAAAUCGACACAAAAGGUAGACAAUUACCAGAAAAAAGUAAUAUGGAUACUAAUAUACCAGAAGCUACAUACAUACAAGAUAGUCCAUAUAAAGAAGCUAAAUCUCAUAAAAAGAAAUCAAAAAGUAAGAAAGUCAAAUGUGCUAUAGAGGACGAUAUAGACAGAGCCUUAAAAGAAAUUGAAAAGAGUGACAAAAACAAGCGAAAAACUAAGGACAAAACUCUUGAAAGUAAAGAUGAACACGAUGAGGAACAUGGAAUUGAUUCUAAAGUACACAAAUCCACAGUAGAGCAUAAAAGCGAACAAAAUAUUCCAGAUACUGUCAAAACUAGUAUUAUCACCAUGGAUUGGAAUGCUUUGAUGGCAGAAGAAGAUACAGAAACCAAUUUUGAACCAAUCACAGAACCAGUGGAAGAAUCUAAAAUUAGUGAUAAUUCAGAGCAAAUUGCUUCUGAAGUAACGAUCUUAUCAGAGGUACCUCUGAUACCUGUUAUACUAAAAGAUAAUAAAAAUAGUGUGAAUCUAAAAAAUCCUGUAGAAAAAAAAAUUGAACUAGAAACUACUAUCAGCUCUGUAGUAGAAAUGUGUCCACCACAAACAAGUACACUUCAAACAGAAAACCCCCAAGCAUUGGGUUCUAUAAAUGAACAGAAUAAUAAUGAUAAAUUCUUUAUUACUGGUUCUUAUAAAGAACGUGAAGUUAGCGUUGUAGAAGAAAUUACUCAAUAUGCACCAAUAGAACACGUUCCAGAAACCCGAACCAUUUAUCUAAUAACACAUGAAGAGAAAAAGCUUCCUCCUAUUAGAACUGUUAAAAUCUUUAGUAGUAAAAGUAAUUCACUAGAAGAUUCAUCACAUGAAGAAAAUACAACAUCGGCCACUGAAGAUGCUGACAACGCUACUUGUAGUGUGAUUGACCCCGAAGUUACAAAAAAAGAAAUAGAAAGUGAAAAUAUAAAUAUUGUGGAAAUGGUUGUUCAGAGUGGAGAAGUUCAAGCAAGUAACAUAGAUGAAGAAAAUGUUGUGUUUUCUGAUUCCAAACCUAUAAUCGAAGAAAUUCGUAGAAACAUUGUAGAAAAGAAUAACUCAGAGAAAAAAGAAAUUGAACCAGAAGAUACAAAUAUUGUGAAAAUGGUCGUUCAGAGGGAAGAAGUUAAAGCAAGUAGCACAGAUAAAGAAAAUGUGUUUUCUGAUUCCAAACCUGUAAUAGAAGAGAUUUGCCGAGAGAUUAUUAUGGAAAAGAGUAAUUCAGAUAAAGAAAUAAAUUUACUACAGGAAAUGAAAGACCGAUCACGAGAUCUUCAAAUUGUUUCUCAGAGUAUUUCCAUCAUAAAAGACUCUAAUGAUAUGAGUCAAGAAGAACCGAAUACUGAAGAUAAAAUUGAUGAUUUACCUGUUCUGUCUGAAUCUAAAGAAAGUGAAGGUGAUGAAGAAAUUCUUGAGCAAGCUAUAUUCGGAUCUGUUCAGAAAAGAAAAAGACUAGUAGAAAGAUAUAAACCUAUUCCUUACAAAGAACUUGCUGAUGAGGUUAAGACUUAUUCAAUUGGGCUCGAUUUUCAACAACUAGAUUACGAAUAUUGUAAAUUGAUAUUAAGUAAUCGCGUAAAUUCUAUGAAGAUCAAAUUGGAAAAAAAUAAAUCUGAAGAUCCUGAAAUACAACUAGAUUCGAUUGAGAUGAUUCAUGAACAAGAUUUACCUCUGAGCAGAGCUGAAGGUGCAAGCUCUACUUCUAUACGUGGAACCGACAAUAUAUCUUCGAAGAAAAAUCUACAGUUAUCUAUUAUUUCAAAAGAAAUUCAAGAAUCAGAAAAAGAUAUUAUCUUGGAUUUUUCGAAUGAAAAUGACGUAAACGUCGUAGAUGAAGCUAAUAGUAUUAAUUAUCAAGAUAUAAUUGAUGCUGAAUAUAAGUUUGCUCAUUUAAAAACUUCAGAAUCUAUAAAAGACCCCAUUGUGCAAGAAAAUAUAUUACAGGAUAGCUUAGAUGCAGAAAAUAUCGAUUUUGUUGCUGAACAAAAUUACCAAAAUACAUCAGAUUUUAUCAAUAAUGAAAGAACAGGUUUAAAAAUAACUGAGUUAUCAAAUUCUGAAGGAAUCAGCAAUACCGAAGACCGACAUAACACAAAACAUAAUGUAUGCAAUGAAAAUCUUAGCUAUAGUUAUCAAGAACUAGCAGCUGCUGAAAAUAUUUUAGGUACUUUAAAAUCUGCGAAAUUAAAUAAUACAAGUGAAAUUUUAAAAUCUAAAAUGGGCAACGAAAAUGAGAUUCCCGAUUAUACAUUACAAGAUGCGACUCAUGGAGAGAGAAAAGAAGUUGAGAAAGAAAAAACAUUACAAAUGUUCAGCUUUGAACCCACUCAAUACAGCUAUCAGCAGAUUUCAGAUGCAGAAUGCUUAUUUGGUUUAAGUAAAUAUCAACGAAAAACUGAAAUCAAAGACGCAAUACCUGAAAUUAAAUCAAAUAGAGAAGAAAUCUUAGAACAAUGUAUAAAUGUGUCAAAUUUAAUUUCUGAUCUAACAUCUAACGCUGAUAUUACUAGUAAUGUUUCACAAUCUUUAGAAGAAACUGAUACAAAAGAAAGCAAUAUCGAUAAUAAUAAGGGAAAGCAUACAAACCAUCAAAAUAUAUACGAUCAACUUCCUUCUCAGAAUUAUCAAGAUAUAAAAGAUGCAGAUAUCCUGUUUGCUACUAUUCGAUCAGAAUCGAGUAAGAACAAUGAAGAAGAUAUUACGGAAUCUGGAGUAACAUGGCCAGUACUUUCAAGUACUCAGUCAGAUGAUCAAACUUCAUCAUGUGUCAACAACGAUGAUAACGUUAUAAACUAUUCAGAAAAUAUAUCAAAAAAUGAAUACGAAGAAGAAACUACACAUGAGAACUUUACGUCAUCUCAAGAGAUAACAUCUAGGAAUAAAGACAUUCUUAUUGAAAAACCAAGAUUUAGUUACAAUGAGAUAGACGAUGCUGAAAAGUUGCUCAUAUCUUCGCGUUCCAAAACGAUUUUACCUAAAUCUCAAAUGACUAACGAAUCCAGUUUAUCUCAAAAAGAAGUUACAGUGAGUAAAGAAACCUCAGAAAAUAGUGUAUACCCAAAAUCAAAUAAUAAAAAUCCUAUUUUCGAAAUACCACUUUACACUUAUCAUCAAGUCAGCGAUGCAGAGAAACUUUAUGCAUCUUUUGUAAGCAGCAAUAAUACAAAAAUUAUGGAAAAAUCACUCAUUGAUAAUACCAAUAGUAAUACAACAGAGGUAUCUGCUGAUCAAACAGAGAACAUUUCAAACAGAACCGAAAAUAUUUUGGAAGACGUUUCAAAAGAUUUUCCGCACCAGGAAAUCGAUGAUUCAGAACCUACAAGUGCCAAAGAUACUCUAUUAGAUAUUUCAGACCAGGAAAAAGUAGUGUCUCAGCUGAAAAUAGAACAUACUAUUACUCUCAUUGAUCACUGCAUCGUCAAGUCUGUGGAAAAACUUGACGAUAAAAUUGUAAAUGAAAAUAUCGAUCCAGAAAAAGCGGUCACAUGUGAAAUCCCAUCUGUUUUAAGAUUAGACGAUAUUAAUGAAUCACUUGUGCCCAUUGUAUUUAGUAGUUCUAUGAAAAAUGAAGAAGCAUCGUUAAAACAACAAACUGAAAAAUGUCCAACUGCAGAAUCUCUUGUGGAUGAACCAUUCUCAAUAAAAGACGAUGAUGAUGAAUUUGUAUUGAUUGAAUGUGAUAAAACAAAAUCAGGUUCAUUUAUAACAACAUACGACGAUGAUUUUGUGGAAGAUGCAAUAAAGUUAAUUGAUGAAACAAUUGAAGAUGUCACGCACACAUCUAUAAAUAGGGAUGUUGAACAAGAUAAAAUAGUUGUAGUUUCUGAAACUUCUCAAUCUAUUAAUGUAUCUGCAGAUCAAAGUACAAAUGCCCCUCAAAACAUCCAUGAUUCAGAUUUAGAAACAGAUUUUGAAAUAAUUCCUGUAACCUCAGCAUUACUACUGGAAGAACAUUUGCAACAAAGUUCUGAAAAUGUUGAGUUCUUAGAUGAACCUGAUUCUGCUUCGUCAGCACUUAUAAAUAAUGAAAGUGUUAAAUUAUCUGAAUCUACGCCAGAAAUUUCACAACCUAUUGAUACGCAUAAACGUCUUACUGAGAUGAUAAGUACGGAUCCUAAUCUACCGGAGCCAAAUAAAUUUACUUUAGAAAGUAUUAACGCUGAAAAUGAAACCGUUACUAACAAAGAUUUUAAUGCAACUGACGCAGAUGCUAACACAACGCGCCCUGAAAAAUCGCCCAUACAUAGUUUGCAUGAUCUCCUUCCCGAAAUUGAUUCCAUUCCUGAAUUCAAACCUUCAUUUACAAAUACAGUUUUGUACUCUAAUCUAUCAGCUGAUGCACCUGAAUUUAGACCAUCUUAUAUGUAUAAAUCUAUUGAAAUAGCUCAGAGUGACGGUACGUUACCUGCUUGUGUAAAUGCCAAACAAGAAAAUUGUAAAGAAAAGGAAGAGACACAAACUGGGCCCGAUGAGGUUUUAAAGAGUGUAGCUAAAUCAGAGUCUCUAUCACCAAUAGAAGAUAUAACGGGCCUACCAUCUUAUUCGUCAGUAUUGACAAAAAGCAAAAAGCAACAAAAAGAAUCCCAGGAUCAAGCAGUAGAAAAUAUCGAUUCUAAUACUAAGCAUGAUAUAGAGGUUUGUCAAGGCGAUCAAAAAGAGCCAAAAUCAAAGAAAACCAAAAAGAAGAAAAAAGAUCAAGACAAAAAGAAUACAGCCAUUACAAAUAUUCCUAGCAAAGAGUGUAUUAUGUCUGAUAUUCCGCACGAAGAAAAUAUUUGGGCUAAGAUGGCUGAUGAUGGAAAGUCCUAUGCUGAUGUUCUUGCUGAGGGUUUACUAUCAAUAGAUGAAAACCCAUCUGAAACAGUGCAUACAGUCAAAAAAUUGGAUGAUAACGAGCAAAGAAUAACCAUAACUAUUCGCGAUCAACUAAAAGAAUGUGAUGACAUUCAAAGUUCGUGGGCUACAAUUGUAGAAGAAAGUACUCAUCAGCAUAAACCUCCGGUUAUAUUAGUGGCUGAAUCAGACAAUGAUAAUCAAAACGUGGGUGUUCAAAUUGAUGCUGAUGGGUUUAUAACAGUAGACAGACACCGGAGAUCUAGAUCAAGGUCUAGAUCCCGAGAUACUCGAUCCAUGUCAGCGUCAACACCUACGUCACUGCCACGGGAUAAAUCUGAAAACAAAUUUGAUGCUUUAGCAAAAACUUUGAAACCGGAAUAUGAAUCUGUUGAAAGCACACCGUCUAAAUCAGAAAAAGAUAAAACCAAAAAGAGCAAAAAGAAUCGUUCUUCUAAGUCACGAGAAAAAGAAAUGACGUCUCAACCAAUACCUUUUACUCAAAGUACUUCGGAUGAAGAAAAACAGCCCAUUAAAAAAGAUAAAAAGAAAAAAUCUAAAGCAAAAGAUAACGCAAACAAAGCUAUCGAGAGUACAUUUAUUCAAGAAGUAGAAGAACAAAAACCUUCAGAAAAGAAAGAUAUAAUACAAGAGCCACGAGAAUCUUCAAACCAAAAAAAGAAAAAGAAGAGAGAUAAGAAAAAUGAAACAAAAUUUGUCGAUAUUUCAGAUACUACUUCCUCAAAAGAUGUAACUUCGUUAGAACAAGAAAGUUCAGAAUUUGCACCUGAGUCCUUAAAAAUAGUAAGAACGCCAAUGUCAACACCGGAAUCACUACAAACGCCGGUCAAAGAUAGAUUUUAUGCCGAAGCUCAAUAUUGGAAAAUUGAUCCAUCUGGAUUAGACGACUUAAUAAAUCAAACUGAAGUUUUAACUGUUGAAUUAGUGGAUGAUGCUGAUACCAAAGAAUCAAAAUCUUCUUUGGAGGAAGUUCAUGUAGAUCACAAACAAACUAUUAUUGACGUAUUAAAUGUUGAAAAACAAAAUCCAAGUAAAGAAAUUGAAGCUUUUCGAAUCAAGGAUGAUAAAAUAUCAGAGGAACAAUCGCUUGAAAGUAAAAUGGCAGAUUUACAGAGAGAAAUUGAAGAAAUGUUAUUACCUGAAAAUGAUAAGUCCGGCACAAGUGACGAAAUAUCCAUGGAGCUAGCCGAGACAAAUGUAUCUUUUGAAGAUGAUGAAUUGUUUGAUAACAUGAGCCCUUUACUUGCGUCGCCUGAGCCUGAUGAGGCUAAUGAGCUAACCAAGACAAAUGUUUUUAUCAAAAAAGUUGUACCUGUUGAUGAUGAAAAUCGUUUGAAUGAGUCUAAACUAUCAUCACCACAUAAGUCUGAUGAAAUCACUGAAGCCAAUGUUUCUACUGAACUAGGUGUAGUAGAAGAUUAUGAAAUGUUUGGUGAUGAUGAUGAUUAUGAGGCUAACGAGCUAGCUAAGACAAAUGUUUUUGUCAAAGAUAUUGUAUCAGUUGAUGCAGAAAAUCCUCUGAAUGAGUCCAAACUAUCAUCACCACUCAAGUCUGAUGAAAUUGUCGAAGCUAUUGUUUCUACUGUAGUAGGUGUAGUAGAAGAUGAUGAAAUAUUUGGUAGUAUGAGUCCUUUGCUUGCAUCGCCUGAACUCGAUAAGUCUAAUGAGCUAGCUGAGGCCAACGUUUCUAUCAAAAAAGAUGAAUUGGUUGAAGAUGAAAAUCCUCUGAAUAAGUCUAACCUAUUCUUACCACCCAAGUCUAAUGAAAUUACUGAAGAUAUAGUUUCUAAUGAAGUAGCUGUAGUAGAAGAUGAUGAAAUGUUUGGUAAUAUGAGUCCUUUGCUUGCAUCACCUGAACCUGAGUUUAAUAGGCUAGCCGAGACAGAAGUUCUUUUCAAAAAAGAUACUUCAGUUCAUGAUGAAGAAUCUCUGAAUGAGUCUAAAUUAUUAUCAUCGCUCAAGUCUGAUGAAAUUACCGAAGCCUAUGUUUCCACUGAAGUUGGUGAAGUUUUUAUCAAUUUGCCUCCCACAGUCAUAUCCUCAAAAGUAGAUGAAUCUCUAAAGGAUAGCAUGUUAAUUGCAAGUAGCGUAUCCACGGAUGAAGAUGAAAUGUUUGAAAAUAUGAGUCCAUUACUUGCUUCACCAGUAGCAGAAAAAAAGUUACUAGCUACAGAAACAGAUAAGUUUACAGAAAAGAAUGUGUCUGUGAAAGGGGAUAAAACGUUUGAUAGUAUGACUCCUUAUCUUGAGUCAGCGAUCUCACAAAAAUUGAUAGAACACUCCAGCAAUACGAUGAUAUCAGAUGAAACCACAAAUUUAGUUGUAGAUGAUCACAUUAUUGUCCGUAUGAUUGAUUCUGUAUUAGAAGAUUCAGAUGGAAGCUCAACUGGGAAAGAAAUUUUUGUCAAACAGAAUACACCAUCAAUAUUAGAUAUCUCCAACAAGCAUGCAAACGAUUUUGAACCCUCAUUUACUAACGCAGAUAAACAUUCUACUAACACAUUAUCUAACUUAAAGCCGGAUAAUUUCUGGCUUGAUAAAUCAGCAAAGGUUGAUUCGGAAAAAUCUCUAGGUGAACAAAAUAGUUUCGAUUUUGUUGAAACGGCCGCUCUAGAUAGGCUUGCACAAAAAAAUGGAGAAUGCGUAAAAUUAGAAAAUAAUCUCAACCACGAUAAAUCAUUUUGGCUUGAAAAACAUAUUUAUCAUGACGCCGAGUGUCAGUAUUUUACAUCCAUCGCAAAUAAGUACAAAAAUACGAUAAAUGAUCAAACCGAAACUGAAAUCAAAGAUCAAAACGAUAAAGACCGUGACCCUGGUAGUGGUUCUGGCCACUCUUCUGAUGAAGAAGAAAAAAAUCAGCGCCAGUCAAAUGGCUCGCUUUCGGAUUCCAAUUACAUUUCCAUGGAUCUUCCGGGUGGAAUAUGUAGUUGGAAAGAUCAGAGCUCAUAUUUGAGUUUAGAAACCACCAACGAUUCGUUGACGGGUCUAAUUAGCGAGGACACGCCCCGAUUAGGUUUUGAUAUCCCAGAGGAUACACUAACAGCCCCAUCCCUCGAGCCCGACACCCAACCCACCCCCAAGCAGGAGCAGCCUCGCGAACAGAAGAUCCGGAAGGCAGCCAAGGAUGACUUGUCUAACGAUAUUGAAACGCUGCUCGAAGAAGUCAAAAUAGUACAAGCGAAUCUGUCAGAUCUUCCGGACGAGAGUCUCGACGCGAUGGAGGCAGGCCUGACGGAGGGCAUAUCGAUUCUAGUCAAGUGUGAAGAGGCAUCGGUGUUACUGGAGCAGAAGGUCAUGGAGUUCCGCCAGGAAGCGGAAGCACAGGCGCUGCUCAAGGAGUUAGUGCUGAUCAAGGCGAGGAUAGCGAAGCUGUUGCUGCAGGCGCGCCAGGGUCUGACCACCAUCCAGGUAAGCAAGGACGCAAAAGAAGAAUUAGUACGUCAGACCAAAGAAGUAGAAGAGCAGAAGGAAAAGGUUGCCAAGCUUGACCAUUGGCUAGAGUCUAUUAACAAUGAACUCAAAGAAACAACAACACAGUCCGACGUGUUCACAGAAGAUGAUAUUAUUAGAUAUAUUGAGAUUUAUGAAAGGUAUUUAAGAGAAUAUGAAGAAUACGAAAUUAUUAUAAAGUCAAUUAUCGUGACGAUUCGUGAUGAUUCUAGUCAGUUAAAAGGAAAGUUAUAUACGACGAGUAAAACAUUAGAACAAACAAAAAAUCUAGUCAUUACUGAGAUUGAGAGGUUAAGACAAAUAUUGAUUCACCUACGCAUAGUGCCAGAAGUAGAAAUACCCGUAGAAGAAGAUAUAUCACAAACAGACAGAACGAUUGAUUCGACAUCUAUGCCUGAAGAAAUAGUUACGCCACGAGAGCCCGAAUUUGUUAAAUUUGAGGAAACUGUUGUGGAAAAGAUGGCCUCACAGAAAUCGGCACCCACUUCUGAACAAAAAACUGAGCUUAGCCAAAUACAAUUACCGAUUAAAGAAACUGAACCUAGCCAAAACGAUUUACCAGCCAAACAAGAUGAACCAACCCAAAUCAAUUUACAAACUAGAGAAAACAUAAUAUUAGAACUGAAUGAGAAAGUUCCUAAUGUGACUAUCGAAACACAGACGGGUAAGAGUCUUAUGUCAGAUGCCCCAUCUCUUGCAGAUAAAUCUAUAAUAUGUAAGCCGGAAGAAAAUCAGAAGGUUGAUGUGUCUAUCACUUGUGCACCACCACAAGAAGUCGAGGUACAGACAAGUGAACCAAAGUCAUUGGAUAAAGAUAUGCUUGAAAAUAUUCAAGUAAAACAAAUCAUAUCUGAAGGUCAUGAAACGAUUGAAAUAGCUAGUCGUCCAGUUAUAAGAGAACAAAUUGGUGAACAGACAUUAUUUGUCGAUGCUCAUUACAAAGAUAAUAACUUAUAUAAAGAUUCACAACUCAACAUCACUCAUUCAUUGCCUCAGUCAUUUGAAACUGUCAUGGUUGAGCCUGAUGAAACUACCACGGAGGUGAUCGUUGAUGCCGAUGGCACUAAGAGAAUAAUAGUUAAAAAGGUUAGGAAAACGCUCGUGACUCGACAGCAGGUUCUUGAAACUCAGAAACAUCAAACUCAAAUAUUGUCCUCUGAUAGUAUUCCACAAGAUCAAUCUCUCGCUCAACUGACACUUCAUGGAGACCAAGGAUCUAGUACAACAGUUUUAGAUGAUGGCGGUGUGAGACAUAUUCAAUAUCAAACAUAUGGUGGACAAAUAGUUUCAGAGUUACCUGGCAGUGAAGUUUCUAUACAGGAAAUAACAUCAAAACCUGAUAUGAUAAUCACAAUGGAACAAGGAAUGAAACCUGAAGAAAUUCUUCAACUUGCUGAAGGUGAGAUACCACCACUAAUACAAACGUCCUCUUCAAGUGUUACUGCAGUUGUACAACAAGUUACAAAAAGAAUAAUUCAGACAAGACGUCGAAUAAUCAGACGGGUUGUUAUAAUUGAUGGAAAAGAACAUGUAACGGAAGAGGUAAUUGAAGAGCCAGAUAGUGUUGAAGUUCUAGAAGAACAAAUUCCAAGAGUUUCUAUUAAUGUAAAAGAUGGUGGCUUUACUUCUGGAGUAGAUAACGGUGCUGAUAAUAAAGGUCAGCCUCCGAAAAAACUUCCAGAUCAAGGAAAGAAUGAUAAACCACACGAUGGAGGUAAAAGUUUUGACACAGAUGAAUACGAUAAGCCCCAGAAAUCAUCUCUUUCGGAUUUUGAUAAACAUGAUAAAGAAAUCUUAGCUGACGAAAAACCACCUUUAGAAUCUAGAUCCCGCGUCUCUGCAAUGCAAUACCAAACAAAAGAAUUCUUACAAGAAGAAAGUAAGAGAGACAGGCAAAAUCAAAUAAUUCCACCAGUUGAAACAAUUACGAUAAGUAAAUCUUAUUCACCUGAGCAAUUAAAAGAAAUAAAUACACAAAUGUAUGAUGUUGAACGUCCUGUAGUAGAUCAAACAGGAAUGUAUACAACGCAAAUAAUGAAAAACACGGAAACAAGUUCUAAUAUUGCAACUGUUACGCAAACGGUAACACGUAAAUUAACCAAAACUAGAAAACGUAUUAUCAAGCAUAUACAAAUUAUUGAUGGUAAGGAACAUGUCACUGAAGAAAUCAUUGAAGAACCAGAUGAAGUUGAAAUUAUAGAGGAUGAACCGCAAAUUUCGCACUUUGUACAAAACCAGGGCAGUAAAUCUAAACGUAUAAAAAUAAUACGUCAAGUGGAAAUAAUUGAUGGUAAAGAACAUGUUACCGAACAAAUCGUAGAAGAAUCGGAUGAUGAACCGUAUGAUUUAAAUGUACUUGAUAAAGAAAGUGUUAAAUUUGAUCAACCCAAUAUAACAGAAAUUGUAGUUCAGGAGACUGUUCCAAAGCCUCUUAAUGUAAUUCCUGACAACUCAAAACCUUUAUUUGUAAGUGAAACUGAUAGUGUUUCAAAGCUACAAAUAUUACCAAAAACUUUUGAGAAAGUCACCACAAUUAAACCUAUAACAAAGGUAACAAGAAUUAGAAAACGUAUAAUAAAACAUAUAAAGAUCAUAGAUGGCAAAGAACAUAUAACUGAAGAAGUUAUAGAAGAGCCAGAUGAAGUAGAAAUAAUCGAAGGAGAGCCACAAGAGUCACAUGUUAUUCAAGAAGAAGGUAUUAAAACAAAGCGCAUUAAAAUAAUACGCCAAGUUAACAUCAUCGAUGGUAAAGAGCAUGUUACGGAACAAAUAAUAGAAGAUACAGAUGACGAAUAUCUGCCUGAUUCAACCAUUACAGCUGAAAUAAGUGUUGACAUUAAUAAACUAGACCAAGCAAAUCAACAUCUUAUAGGUGCUACUAAAAAUCUAACAAGCAGUGGAGUCGAUUAUAUAACAGUUUCCCAUACUUCAGUUAGUUCUACUGAAGCUAAAACUCCUAUUUAUGAAAACAUAAUGGACAACAAGCUGACUACAAAACAGUCAAGUAAUGAAAUCAUAAACAUAACAGAUACUUCACAUCAGUCAGAAGAGGGACCAGGGCUGAAAACUGAUAAAAAUAAAUUACAGGAUAAGCCUGACAAAAUGGAGCUUACCGAAAUUAUUAGUACUCAGCCAUCCAGUACAAAGUCUGGAGAUAGAAAUCUUACUGGCUUUAGUGAAGAUUUGAUUGCUAGUGAAGUUGAUUAUUCAACAAUAUCACAAAUAUCACUUGAAAAGGCUCAUGAUGAUGUCGCAAAUAAGCCAAAAGAACAAUUCUCAGUUUAUACGAAGGAGCCGAUAGUAAAAGGAAAACAAAGUUUUGAAAUAAGUGUUGAGGAACCUAGGAACAUAGAUAAAAUGGGUCUGAAAAUAAUUGAAGAAGAAAUACCAACAGUGAAAUCAAAAACUAAUGAUCAGCCCGAUACAAAUGCCAAGACAGACGCCAUUUACGUAGUGGCAUCUACUGACAUCUCAAAACCAGAUCAAUCAAUAAUUAAUAUGACUAAAGAUUUAUUAGGAAGUGAAAUUAGUCAUACAACUACUUCACAAACUUCUGAUAAAAUUUCGAAAGUAGUUGUUACACCACAACCACAAAUUCUGAAUGUAAUAGAACCCAGCAGUCAAUCUUUAAAAGUCUUGGGGGCAACGUAUGAAACUGAAAACUUAUCAAAACCAGCAAGAGAUUCUGACAAUUCCAAGGUUGAAAACGUUGUUUCUAAAGAUUCGCCACUUGAAAUGCAUCCUAAAAGGGACAUUGAAUAUGUAAAGCAACAAAAUGUAAGUGAAUUAGAUAAUAAGGCAAACAUGCAAGAUCUUAAAACAGAAAAACUCACUGAUAAUGUAGCUAAAAUUAGACCAGAUCAACAACUAAGCAUAUCACAUAAAUCUGAAGAGCAGACCAGGAAAAGAGAGGUAUCACAGGUCGAUUUAAAUAAAUCGCUAGUUUGUGAACAAAAACCUGUUGAUAUGUCUGAAAUGAAUAAAACUACUAAAGAAGAAGAAAAGAAAACUUUUGUUCAUCCCGCAACAGCAGACAGUGUUAAACGUGACCGAUCUCAGGAGGAAUUCAUACCGGAAAUAAUUCCACCUAUUGAAAGUAAAGAAUUAAAAGAUACAUCAAUUGAUAUAUCACGAAGUUUAAUUGAAAGUGAAAUUGAGCACUCAACAGCUGUUUCGCCAAAGUUGGAAACUAAAACAUGCGAUACUUCCUCUACAGCCCGAAACGAAAAAAAAUUGCCUCAGAAUGAAAAUUUUAUUACUAUGCAAGAAAUGGACACAAAUAUAAAACAAAUGGGGGUUGACGGCCAAGGUCUUGAUGACCAGAAGAAUUUACCCACUUUAGAUGAAACUAAGUAUAUUAAACAUACCGAAGGCGAUAAAGAUGUUAUUUUAGAAAAACAAAAGUUAUCCAAACCAAAAAGUGAAGGAAAAACAAUUGAUACUCAUUCGGCAAUACCACAAGACGAUGGAAAAUUAACUAAAGAUAUAAGCUCAUCUAUUCAGGAAAACAUAUUUUUUGGUCCUGAUACACCAAAAAUAAUUUCCACAAAAAGUGAACCUGAAGAAUAUGAAUCUGUGAUGGAUGCUACCAAAGAUUUAUUAAGAAAUGAAGUUGACCGAUCAUUAUUUGAAAUUGCUAAGGAAAUAAAACCUGCACCGACUCAAGAAUUAACUGAAAAUAUAGGAUCAGAAUAUGAAAUCACAAGCCCAGAUUUAAAAGUUGAUUCACAAAAAGUAACAAAAGUUACCAGAACUAGAAAACGUGUUAUAAAACACAUAAAAAUAAUAGAUGGGAAAGAAUAUGUUACAGAAGAAGUCAUAGAUGAACCGAGCGAUGUGCAGAUCUUUGAACAGGGCCCUAGCGAAAUAAUCACUUUGCAAGAGCAAGGUGUGAGAACCAAACGAAUCCGAAUCAUAAGAAAAGUGCAAGUAAUUGAUGGUAAAGAACAUGUAUCAGAACAAAUUAUUGAAGAACCAGAUGAUGAAUAUGUUCCCGACUCAACGGUAACAGCUGAAAUCGAUUUACAACUAACUCAAGUAGCACCAUCUGAACAAGACGUUUCGAGUCUUCAUGAAUAUGUUGAAUUUACUCCUAUAGAUAAAAGAAGAGAUGAAAUAGACAUGGAAGAAAUUAAAGAUUUAAUCCCAAGUUCAACCUCGAAGCCUCCAAUCCUAAGCGCAACAAAAGAAUUCUUGGAAACCGAAGGUUAUUAUGAUUCACCAUUGAACAUUAAAGAAGCUAAGCUGAAAGAACCGGAUGAAAACACAAUUUCAGCUACUGAAAUGUUAUUGAAAGCAUUAACUGUUCAAGAUGAAUUUUCAAUCGGCAAACCGGAUGAGAUUAUAAAAUCGGAGAUACAAUCGAUAGGUAAGCCACAUACUAUUCAGGAAGAAAAUAAAGGAGUAAAAGAAAGUGUCGUUAAACAUGAAUCUGAAAUUUCACAAGUUGAAAAAGACUAUCAAUCGUAUGAAAGCGACAAAGAUCAUACUGCGAAAGAAUAUCUUCAAACUGAUUUACCCAUAGAGGUACCACCCGUAGAUAUUGCUUCAAUUCCAUAUAAAACUGAAUUGAAAUUAGAAGCCGAAGAGCCUAAAGUGCAAUAUCAUACUCAGCCAUUGGACCCUUUAAUACAGUCAGAAAGAGAUUUAUUAUCAGUUACAACACCUAUUACAACGGUUGCGCCUAUUUCAAGUGCUGAUAUUAUUUCGCUACCCACGAAACCGAAUACAGAAUAUGAUGUAACGGCUUUCAUUGAGUCAGAGCGUCUAGAUACACAUUUGCGAAAUGCAGUGCCCGGGGGUUUUAUUGAGGGACGAGGUAAGAUACUACAAGAGGACAAUGUCGAAAAAUCAUCGCAAACCUCACCUAAACCCAAAGAGUCAGGUAAUAAAAUGCAAACAUUUGAUAUUUCAAUGACUAUUGCCAAAACAGAUGAAAGUAAAAAAGUUGAACCUAAAAUUGAACUUGACAUUAAAUUUGAAGAACUUGAUAAGACCCAGCCCACGGUAACUGUAUGUAAAGAAAAUGUUCAAGCUACGCUACCAACAGAAAUAACAAUUACAGAAGAACACUUUAAGAAAAAUGUUGGCGAUGAUACAGACAAAUUAAAACCAGAAGCUCAAUCGACUCCAACUGAAGCUAUAAAAGAACUACAAGCUACGCAGGAACUUUCAGUAAUAAGUCCUAUAGAUACUCUUACAGAAUUGACAAAAGAAAAGCAAAUCAUAAAAAAUCCGUCAGAAGAAAAUAUUCCUAUACUGACUCGAUCUUCGGAUGCAAUCAAAGACCAAGAAAUUAUACUUGAAAAAGAGAUUCCUAUAGGCACUCCUAUCGAAUUGACGAAAGAGGAAAAAAUCGUAAAAGAGCAUUUUGUAGAGACUCCUGUUGAAGUAAUAAAAGACCAACAAGUCACUCAGGAAAUUUCAGAAAAAAAUAUUCCUGCUGAUACAGAAUCUUAUGUCGAAACCGAUAAAAGUAUUACAGACACAGAAAGUUCAUCGUUAAGAAACUAUGUGGAACUACAGACACCUACACCCAUUGAAUCUCCUAAGCCUACAAGUGCCUUACUAGAAACAAAGGUAAUUGAAGAACCUUUAUCGAUUUCAACACAGGUUGAAUCAAUCUCAGAGAAAGGUUAUGAACCCGAGGACAUAUCUAUUGUUAAAGAAAUGGUACCUGAAAAGAAAAAGAGGCAAAAGAAACGAAAAUCUCAUGCAGUGAGUGAAGAAACAAUUUACCCAAAGCAAACUACAACAGAAGACGAAACAGCCGUAUCUACACCUGUAGAAAUGGAAGAGCCAAUCCAUCAAAGAAAAAUCAAAACAAAAAAAGGCAAAAAGAAAGUACCUGUUGACGAUACCAUGAAUAAACCAGAUGCCAGUCCAAUGCAAUCACCUGAAACAACUAAGGCUGAAAGUCCAAAAGUUGGAGAAGAAAUUGUAACAACGUCGCCUCAAGAUGAAUCUUACCAUACUAUUAGUGAAACCUCGGAUAUUAAUACAGUGAAGAUUGUAGAAGAAUGUGUGGGAAGUAGUCCAGAAAUUCAUAAAGAAAUGGCUACUACUGUUACUUAUCCGAUUCCUGUAGUUGAAGAGAUUGCUACUACAGAAUACUCAGUUCAGACCUCGCCAGAAAUACAAGAUUUAAUAAAUGAUGAUAAAGUAGAAAUUGUAAAGGAAACGAUUGACACUGAAUUACAAACUUCACCUAUUCCUGUUAGUGAAAUAGUAAUUCAAACUACACCUGUAGAAGAUAAGGACGCAGACACCCAAACUUUAGACAGUAUAACUGUCGUUGAGAAAGUUGAAGUAUCAAAUUCAGAAAUACAAACAAGUAGAGCUGAAUCACCAGAGCAAGUAAUAACAUCCGAAGUAACUACGCAAGUUUUGCCUAGGGAUAUAGUGACACCUGACGACAAGUUUUCACAAACGUCAUCUCCUAUAAUGGAAGAAGUCAAACAAAUUGUAGAAAAGGAUAGCCGAGAAAUACAGACUUCACCACAACCAACAGUGCCAAAAGAAGAAAAGAGUACGGAAAUUAGAGUUGAAACUACUGAGAGUGAUAUUCAGACUAUCAAACAAGAAUCAAUAGAUCAAGAAACUUUAACUUCACCCAUAAAGAGUAAAGAAGUUACGGAAAUGAGCAUACAAACGCCUGAAGUACCUCUUGUGCACUCUUUUACUCAAUCUGAUUUUAUAGAAACCGUAGCGGAACCAGUUGUUGAGAUGCCACUAAGCCCUCGUUUACCGGUAUUGGAUACCAAAAUUGUAACAGUUGAUAGUACCCAGCAAACAUCACCAAGAAUAUACGAAGAAGAUUUUAAACCCGAUACAAAACAAAUUACCACGGUCGAUACACUACAGCAGACAUCUCCUAGGGUAGACUAUGAUAUUACUCCUGUCAUAACAAAACAAAUUACAACGGUCGAUACUCUACAGCAGACAUCUCCUAGGGUAGACUAUGACAUCACUCCUGUCAUACCACCCUUAGAUUUGGACGAAAAAGAAGUAAUAUACACUGAUAGUGUACAGCAAACUACACCUAGAGAGUAUCUUGAAUCACCAGUAUUUCAACCUACGACAGACAGAGAACAGGUUAUUAUGGCCGACUAUACUCAACAAACUUCUCCGAGAGUGUAUUCAGAAGAUUCCAUAUCAACAUCAACUGACGAGCCCUAUGAAGUGCAUCUUCGGGCUCAAGUUUCUAUUCCACAAGCAACAGACCGCUUUAUUGAAAAUGAACGCGAUACUGAACAAAUGUCUAUACUAGGUGAUUCGUACAAACAAAAAAGAAGAAAACCCAAAAAGAAAAUUGAUUCACCGCUACAGUCACCUGGAAGCUUAUCAGAUCCUAUCAACGCUGAACUGUCUCUUUCUGUAACACCUACGAGUGAAGAUUUAUCUAGCAAAGAAACUUCCUCAAUAGAUGAAGGUAUUUCUCAGUUAGCUAGUCCUGUCUUACUUCAGCAAGAGAGCUAUAUCAUAACACAAAGACCGUCAUAUUCUGAUGUCGUACAAAGAUCAAAAUCAAAAUCUCCGUCGCCUAGUAAAACCAUAACUGUUCCAAAAUCUGGGAAAGCUAGAUUACUCAGUACACUUGAAAAACGCACACAAUCAAUAAAUGAUCCUCAAAAAAUAUCAGAAGACACGAUGACAGUAGCACUGUUUGAACCCUCCGUUGAAAAGUCAUAUGAUCUACUAGUCAACAAAGAAUUGGAUGGGUUGAAAAAUGCUGUCAAUAAUAAUGAUGCUGCUAAGACUGAAAAGUAUAUCAUUACCGUAGUUGAAACUAUUUCCAUUUGGUUAGAAGAAAUUCAAUACAUAAUUCAAAAACAAAUUAUUUCUGGGUCAAAAGAGUCUAUUAAGCCAGAAAGAGUCAAAGACGUAGAAAACUAUAUUCAGCGCCUUAAGGAAACCGUAUAUAGUACAGAGGUAAAUGAAGAAAUCAUUACAUUGAUAGAAACAUUGACAAGACAAGUUCAUGCUGUCAAUAGUAUGAGAGAUCAGAGUGUGGUAAAAGUAAAAGAAGGAGAAAAUGAAUGGGAUAAAUUCAUAGUAGAUGUUAAUAAACUAAGUGAGGCCGUAGAAAAGGUUAAAUCUCGAACUGAUCAAUUUAUUAUGAGUGAAGCGCCUACACACCAAAAGCUUGACGAUCUCGACCAAAUCGAAAUAGACAAUGUUGCAAACUUAGAAAGCAUCAGAAAAAUGUUCCGAAUUUAUAGGAACCUUUUGGAAACUAACCGUAAAAGAGAAUGUCCUUCAAUAUUAUACAUCUGUAACGAUGAUACUAAACAAGUUGAGAAUACAAUAAAUACAGAAAGAGAUCGUCUAUUACAAUUGUCAUCACUAGCCGAAGAAUACGAACAAACUUUACAGGAUUUCGGUCAGAUAACUGAUGUGGCUGAAGCGCUACUUGAUGGAAAGAUCAUCGUAUCUAACUUAGAUCACUUACAUGAAGAAAUACAGAAGCAUCGAAAAUUCUUUGUAAAUCUUAGUCACUGUAGAGCUAUUCUAGAAUCACUCGAAGAUAACCUAGAUAGUGAAACCAGAGCAAAAUAUUCGUCUUUACAUCAUUCUUUGCACGACAGAGCCACAAUUAUAAUUGAUAGAGCUGCUGGACGCGCUCAGCAAAUGACUUUAGCUGCUUCAAGGUGGAGUGUCUUAGAUCAGGGUAUGAAAGAAGAGCAGCAGUGGCUCGUAGUAGCUCAGCAAAGAAUCCCAGAUCUCACAAACGUUACUUCUAUUGAUCACGAACAGUAUAUUAAUCUAUAUCAAUCCAUCAGCCUCGAUGUUUCACAUCACAAUGCAAAAAUGCUUCGAUUACUUUCUAUAACAGAAGGACUUCAGGGUUUAAUUGUUUGUUCGGGAUUAGAAACAGAAUGUUCAAUAGCACUUGAUACGUUAUUAAAACUCCAAGAAGACAUUGACUCGAGACUGACACGUCUUACAGCUUUUAAAGAAAAUUGGGUCACAUACGACUACCUCAUUGACAGAAUUGAAGGCUGGAUGAAACUGGCUAACAAAGAGCUAGAGCAAAUCACUCCUGAAAACAUCACAACUACUAGCAACCUACGUCGGUUCUGGGAACUCAAAGCACAACAUGAAGUUCAUACCAACUUGAAAAAUGAAUCCGGAGUCCAAUUUGACAAAGCAUUAGAAAUUCUACCUAUUUCUGAUGAAAUGGUACAACGUCAGUUCUUCUCCAAAAUUGAAGAUAAAUGGCGAGAUUUAUCAACAAGAAUAAGUAAUAUCCACACGUCUGCCAUACAAAACAUCUCUGACCGUGACGUAUCCUCUAGUGAAAAACUAAAUAUUCUUGAGGAUGAAAUGAGGGAGCUACGAGCGAUGUUGGAUGGUUUGAAGGGAGUAAUUAAAAGUGAUGACGAACUUAAUCUGUACAUAGAACGAUUGCAAGUGAUGACCAGCCGUAUUGAUAGGAUACAGAAUGAACUCGGCAGACUAAGUUUACUACCUACAGCGGAGUCUGAACGUCUCGGUGCACUAUUGUCUCAGUCUGGUUUAUUAGACGAUCAAAUAGCUGAAGAGCUGGAGCGGAGUAUGUUGUUAAAGGAAAAGAUUGAUCACGUUCAGGCUGGAAUAGCUCGUUGCCAGAAGAAUCAACGACGAGCGAGACUAACAUUGGAAGAAUGUGAAGCAGCUGAACGACUGGGCAGCGACGUAGUUGAGAGGGCAUCUCAAAACUGUCAGAAACUUCUGGAAGAUGUUUCGACGCAAUGGAGAGAUAUUCUUGCCUUACGACAAGCGCUGCACACACUCCCGAUCAGUCUACGAGUUUGUGUUUCUCCAGUCAGCGUAGAAAAAGACAUUUCUGCCUUGCAGGAAACUCAUGCAGAAUUGGAGACAGCUUGUAACGAGCUUUGCAUGAGGCUUCGUAACAAGCUGCAUCUAUGGCGACGGUUCGAGAGGCAGCUGGAACUGGUGCAGGGUGCCGUCCGUGAAGCUGACUACAUGGUGGAACUGCUCACGGUGCAGGGUCAGGUGGAUUAUGACCGCCUGCUCAAAGCUACGGAGAAACUCGAGACAUUGAGCGAGUCCCUCUCACGACGAAGCGGAGAGCUGGUGGGAGAACUGAGGGACGCUGCAGCGCCAUUAGAGGCCAGCACCGAGCCUGGCAUCGCUGCCAAGCUGCGCAAAGAGCUGGACGACGCAGCCGCCGCGUACGAGCAUACGUGCUCCAACCUUACGCAGCUCUGUGACAAGUACCACAAAGCAGUAGAUCUCUGGAGGAGGUAUCGCGAGGCUGCGGACAGUGUUCGAGCUUUUGCUGACCACCACGAGACCUUCCUACACGCCCUGAGACCCAACGACGCUCCUGCGGCAGCACAGGCAUGCCUAGAACAAGAAGCACGCGUAGCUGAACUACGGUCCCUAGCCGCAAGGGUUGCAGCUGAGACCGGUUCCAGAGCUCUCCAAGCUGAUGCCGACUCCUUAGCCAGGCGGCUUCAGUUGGUAGCUGGCGCUGUACAGGCUUUAGCAGACCUGGGCGAGGCCAGGCAGGUCGCUCGGGCUAAAGCUCAGCACGCCAAGGAGAUGUUCUGCGAUAUGCGACAGGAUCUUACGCCAGUUCACGAAGAUAGCGAAAUAGUUGAAGACAAAUUGAUAGCACUACGUGAUAACCUCAUCGCACUCGGCAAGAGCGAAGCGGACAUUGCACCCGCCAAAGCGGAACUCCCAGACAUUGAUCGAGACGUAUCAGACGAACACUCGAUUGUAAGGAUACUGGAGCUAUGGCAGGCGAUGUUCAGGGACACGUUCCUCCACUAUCACAGACUAUCAACCGCGCUGGUAAGGUCUGGAGACGCUGCGACUGCCUUGAGGCUAUGGAACGAGUACCUCUUAGACUUGCAAUCGUUCUUGUCCGGUUCAAUACCAACGGACUACGAAAACUUGACGGAACAUCGUCGACUAUGCCGCGUCCAUAGAAACUUGUUAGCAUCACAAAGAUCUGUACUCAUGAAUGAGAACAGGGAAACCAAGAACCGCGAUCUAGCAGACAAGUUCGACACUCUCACUAAUCUUCACAAUGAAACUUUGGCUCGAAUAGUUGAAAGACAUGAUGAAGUGUGCACGCGUAUUGCUGCAUGGGAUGAAUAUAGAGAAAUUUACACCGAACUGCUCAGAUGGCUCAAGGAAAUUGAAAGGGAAAAAGAAAAGUUACAGUUAAGGUAUGUACAUAUAAAGAGGAUACACAAGAUCUUAGCCAAAAUACAGAAUCUCACAGAUACACUACCUGAAGGUAGAAAGCUAAACGAAAAAUUAUUAGGAAACCUUAAAAAGGUACUAGAGUUUACAGAAGAUACGUACGGUGCUUCUGUGAGAAUGGAAUAUGCGGGUAUAGUUAAAAGGGUCGACAAUUUACAAGCCAGUCUUGACACGUGGCGCGACUUCCUAACUCGAAUACUUGGACUCAUCGGUGAAUAUGAAACGUUAACUGGUGACUUACAGAAAUUAUACAAUAAAACCCAAAAUGAAAUAAUGUCUUACUCUGAUGAAGACCGUCUAUCUCGGCCUCAGCUCAAGAAAUCAAUAGACAAGUAUAGUGAUUUGAGGAAAAAGAUAGAUAGAACUGAAACGCAAAUAGAAGCGCUUAGCGUUAUCCAAGAACAAUUGAAAGAAUGCCUCAGUCCACAGGAUAUAAGGAUAGUUAACCAGAAAGUCUGGCAACUUCGACAACAACGGGCGGAUUUAGAACACCAACUCUCUAUAAUAAUUCACAGGCUACAAGAGCGACUAGAAAUUUACACAAUAUUUGACUCAAGGCUAAGUCGGUUUGCCGAAUGGAUGACUAUGCUCGAAUCUCGUCUCGAAACUACCACUUCAACUAGCGACAUAGGAGCCUUGGAUCCUCAGGACUUGAUCAGAAGGAUAAAUUCAGACGUUCAUGCAGAAACUGCCAUGAAAGAACGCGAAUUUGAGUGGCUUACAGAAACUGGUAGUGCUUUAGUUGAUUUAUCUAAAAAGGAUGAAAAGUCGUACAGUAAAAAUACAUCCAAACAUCUUAAAGAUAUACAGGAGCGCUGGCAUAGACUACAAGAAACUGGAAGAAGUCGAAUCGCUAAAAUCAAUGAAUUGCUCGAAACUAUUACUCAACUUGAAGAACGUUUGACGGAAAUUAGAUUGAGAUUGCACUCCAUAGAAGCUAAUUUAUCCAAACCGGUUGUAUUAGAACAUUUAACAGCCAAAGCUGUUGAUAGUAAAUUCCAAGAACGUGAUGAAAUACAUAAAGACAUUGAAAACGAAAGCGGAGAAAUUGGCAAAACGUUAAACCUUUGCGAACUCAUAUUUAACGACCCUGAUGUACUAAGAGGAAACUUCGAUCUGCGCAACUUACAUACAGGAGUCGAUAUUGUUGAGAAAAAAUGGAAAAACAUUUGUGAUAUGUCCGAGCAGCGUAAAAAGGCGCUGAAAGAAAUUCGAAAAUCAGCAGAACUUGCUAAUUCUCUCUUACCCAAAGUGGAAAAGAAACUAGAUGCGAUAGAGAAGAGAGUCGAGAAAAUUGAGACGCGUAAACAGCGGGGUGAAGCAGAAGACGAGAGCGUAUCGAAGGCUGUUACGAAAGAUUUGGAUAAUCUAGAAGGGGAUAUAAAGAAGUUGGAAGAUGCUUAUAGUCGCGUGGCAUCUGCUCGGGGUAUUGAACUUCGUGGUCACGGAGCUGAUGAUGCUGCGAGAUUAAGAGCUGCAGUCAGACGUUGGCAACAGCUUCGUGGAAGAUUGGACUCUGCUGGAGCUGACGCACAUAGACAGUUCGUGGCCGCUCAUGGCAAAGCAGUUGUGUCGUUAGCUGAAGCUGAUGUCAGAUUGACCAGAGCUUUGCAUCUCGCUCCUACCCCAACCGACAAAGUAGCAACUCUUAAGGAAUUAGAUGGUGUGGAAGAAGACCUCCGUGAUUGUGAAGCGUUAGUGGACGAUGCUGACAGGCUGUCCGUAGCAGUAAGCUCCGUGCCCGGGGUAAUGGAUAUGGUGGGCGAAUACCGCGCGCUGUUCGCUGAUGUCAGGACAAGACUAGAGUUAGCCAGGGCUGAGGUGGUUGGAGAUGUAGACAGUGCUGUACAGGUCGAUACUCUGAAAUGGGAAACUGAUGCUGCUUUACAAGUGGACACAUUGACCUCUAAAGAGACCUAUCGUGUCGAACUAGCAUCUGCCGUCAAAGAAACAUCAGAAUCACUUGAAGCACUAAGAACUGUUUUACUCCAUGAAGUUAAAGAAAACGCUGGAAGCGACGAACUGGCUACAUUGGCUAAAGAAAUAGCUAAAGCAGGGGCUAAGCCUGAACAGACAUUAGAACUUGCUAAACAUCUAUCAGAACUAUUGCUAACAGAAUGUGAUGCUACCGAAGAAGAAGCGAUGAUGAAGGAGGUUGAAUCUCUAUCGUUAAGAUACGAAGACUUAUUGGCGCAAGCUAAGAAACGGGAACUACAGAUCAACAAUUUAAGGUUGCCCCACUCCGCAUCGUACGCUCUCACGUGCGAACAUGAAUCCGGUCGUCUGACGUGUCCACUUUGCUCGGACCGCAACUGGAAGCAACUGGACAACGACCUCUGGCGACUAGAGCAAUGGCUUCAGUUUGCUGAGGCCACGGAUGAAGCAAGGACCGACCCUCCUGAGCAGUAUGACGCUCUUGAAGAUGCUAUACAGGACCACCGCGAAUUCCUGCUAGACCUGGACUCCCACAAGGCACUGGUAGUCUCCCUCAACGUGGUGGGGUCCCACGUGACCCGCCACGCCAAGUCUGCAGAUGACGGGCAAAGAGUCCAAGAGAGACUGGUCGAGGCCAACCAGAGAUGGGACCGAGCCUGCUCGAAGGCCGCUGCUUGGCAGGGAAGGCUGCAAACUGCGCUGGUCCAUAAUAGAGAGUUCCAUGAUAUUGUGAUAGAAUUAGUCGCUCAACUGGCUGCGGCAGAGCGAACUGUGCGUGCGCGUGAACCACUCCGCCUGACGCGCCCGCCGCAUGAACUGAGGAAGGACUUCAGGAGGUUCAGCGAGCUGAGAGACGAGCUGAGCAGAGCAGAGCCUAGAGUGCUCGCUCUGAGAGACGCCGCUCAGCUGCUCAAGGGCGCCGAUGCUCAGGAUGUGUGCAGAAGACUGGGCGAGCUCCGCCUGCGCCUGCAGUCGCUGCGCAAGCUAUCGGGUGUGUACGCACUGAAGCUGGGCGCCGCACUCGCGCGACACCCGCCGCAAGCCGGCGCGCUCGCCGCCGCCGCCGCCGCCGCCACCGCCGCCACGCAGCUCAUGGAGGACGAAGAGGAACAGAUCCCGGCGAUGAGCCUGCCGCCUCUCGACGAGAAUGACGUCAUCCUAAGCGAGGAGCGUGAAGAACAAGAAUUAGGCCGCGUGCAGAGGGGCUUGCGAUUCGUCUGUCGCGUCGCCCGCGCCUCGCUUCCAUUCCAGGCCUUACUGUUAUUACUACUGGGAGCCGCUGCCUUAGCCCCCCUCUCUCCGCACGGUGACUGCAGAGCCCCCGCUCCAUCCUUACAGCCCGUACUAAGAUACCCGCAUGGCCCACCCCCCCUUUAAAAAGAUACCCUAAAACCUAGACUAAGAACAGAUAAAAAAUAUUAUUUUGAUAAAGACUUGUUGAUUGUAUAAAUCGUAUAUGUUACUCAUAAAUAUCUAAAUAUUUUAAAAUCCACGAUACCAUAAACUAUAGUAAUUUGAAUCUUUUUAUCUGUGGUAAUCGAUAUACUUACUUAGAGUUUUAAAUAUUUAUGGGUAACUAAAUUGUGGAAAUAAUGUAAAGCUUAUAAAUAGAGACAGUCGAUGUAUUGUGUGCAAAAUGUCAAACACAGGAUUUUAAUCAGUGUUGGCAUUUGUAAACUCGAAUUUCCAUCUCUGUAUAUUAGCUAUAGACUAUAGGAAUGUAGGUAACGUUCGGAUUCGUACUCAUUUAAAUUUCAAAAUUAUCGAUUUUGAAAUUUAAGGGUAUGAAAGUGAUAAAUAGUUUGGACGUCUUUACAUUUUAAAGUCACAAUUUCUGGAUAAAUAACGCCCACGAAAAUGACUGAUGACAAAAUAUUUUACCAAAAAUUUGAACCUUAAUAGUUCAAAAAUCUUCUGGACUUUUCGACCCACCUGGCUAAGCUUAGGUUUUGGGUUGGAAAAUAUAGUUUUCAAUGUAAUUAAAAAUAGAGAACAUUCCUCAAGACACUUUUUGAACAACAAAACUGCGUCAGUCUCCCCUCAGGACUACGCCUAAUUUUGUUGUUUAGUCUGUGCUGAAUAUCUGUCACUUUGACAGCUGUCACUGUCAUCAGUUUUCCGGGCGGACGGCCUCGCCAUUGCUUUUUGGUAAAACGCGAUGUUCGAAGCCGGAAAUAAAAAAUAAAGACACAUUCCAAAAUCUCCACUGGUGCUAGCCCCCGCCGUAUGUAAAUAUGAGAUUUUUGUAUAUUUGUUACGUUGGUAUAUUAUAGAACGAUGUAUAAGGCGUCGUCCUGACAUAACGUGACUAUGCGAUCAGCAAAAAUUCGCGCUAAUUUUGUUCGUUCGCGUUCCGCGCGUUGUACGAACGAAGUUCGCACGAACUUGCGAUUUUCGCUCAUCACAUUUUUCAGGAAGUCGCAUAGAGCGCUCGGGGCCGCGCCGCAAAAUGAAUAUUUAAAUUAUAUUAUUUAUAUAAUCUAUAUUUAAAAUAAAAAUGGCGCCGCACAAAUCAUACACGACGGCUUGAUCGCAUUCACGCAUUGUUACUUAAACUAUUAGAUGGUAAGGAACUGUUUACAAUAAAAACAGAUUAAAGCCUUGCAUUGAUUAUA
Molecule: messenger RNA, 51110 nt
Organism: Maniola jurtina (meadow brown)
Lineage: Eukaryota; Metazoa; Arthropoda; Insecta; Lepidoptera; Nymphalidae
Gene: Msp300
Product: nesprin-1
Exons: 53
Coding region: 244-49872 (16542 amino acids)
Biological process (GO): nuclear migration
Cellular component (GO): meiotic nuclear membrane microtubule tethering complex; cytoplasm; nuclear outer membrane
Molecular function (GO): actin filament binding
Source: RefSeq, a predicted model, not a curated record